UUCGCACCAGUUAUCUCAGUGAACCUUACAACAGUCCUGUUAGGUAGGUCUAUAAUAUUAUAACCUAUCUGUGGAUGGGGCCCUGGAGUGCUAAGGCUGAUCAAAAGAGACAUACCUUUAAACCACAUUCAAAACACAUUGUUUCCCUCAAAGAAUUCUGGGCACUGUAGUUUCUUAAGGGUUGUUGGGAAUAGUAUCUCUGUGAGGGAUAAACUACAGAGCCCAGAAUUCUUUGAGGGAAAGAAUGUGCUUUGAAUGCCCUUUGAAGGUAUAGUGUGUACACAGCCCAGGCUUCUAGGAUUCAGUGAAGUAGACCAGGUUUUGCCACAAAUGGCUCCAUCACAGCUGCAACCAUUUCUAGAACACAUAGAAUCCAUAGACCAGUGGGGCCAGGUGAAAACAGAAUUUAUUCUGUUUUAUGCUUCAGGUAAUAAAUUCUAAAUCAGACACCCUUUCUCUGUCCCUCUUUCCUGUAUAUGUGUGCCAAACCCCACACACCUUCUGGUUUUUGUUUUUGUUUUAAUUGAUUUGGGAAUCUUGUAUCCUACUUUUUAACCACAUGGUGUUCAAGGCAGAUGACAACAAUAAUACAAAUCAAUUUAAUUAAAUGCUAUAAAGCAAUAAAAUAAAACAAAAAUCAACACAGAUAAAACAAUAAAAGUAGCUAGCUAAAACCAAUUCUCACCUGUAGGGUGUUGUAGGACAUGAGCAGCACUUUGAACUGUGAAAACAUAACCAGCCUGGAAAUGGACUGGUAGCUAGUGAAGCAGUUGGCUAACCCCUGAGAGUGAGUCCCACUGAAGUCCAGUUGGGCUUUUGUCUGAGUAUGCAUGGUUAGAAUUGCACUGUUGUUGGGGGGGGGGGGUUCCUCACAUUCUCCCUGUACCCAGCACUAGCCAUUACUUUGGUUGCAGCACUCUAAACUAGCAUUUCAUGCAGUUUUUAAAGAUGCAGAGGCCCUGUCAGAAGAAAAGUAGCAACUACCCCCUAAUUCUGACCUUGCACGUUGGGGAGUUGACCCAUAAGAUCAAGUUAGGCGUGAGUCCUUUCAAAGGAUAUUGCUGUGUUUUCCUCCAGGCAUGCCUUAGGUCUGGCUUGGUUUUGCAAAGGACUAGAGAAGCCCCAUAAUGAAAAGCCAGUGGCGAAUUUAUAAUUAAGAAUCUGUACCUCCUGUUUACCUUGAUUAGAAAAAGUAACUCAAGGUUGAAAAUUACCAGCAGGUGGCAAUGGUUGGUCCUCUGACAGUAGACCAUGGAUGGGUAGGGGAAGAGGUUGCAUGCAUAGCUCCUGUGACUUCUUCCAUGGCCAACACAUUUUUAUUUCUCAAACUGGGAACGAUUUAAGCAUGCCUAAAAGUCUUCUAACCAAGUAUUUGAGCUCAGCUUCACUGCAAGAGCUCAGCCUCAGAACCUGCAAGUAACCAGCCAGGCACAUGCGAGUGACUUUGUGCAGACGCAAAGUAUUAUGCCUUAUUACGUAUUAACUGUCAUAAGCUCCAUUAUGCACCCACAUUUGAGUUUUAGGCAGGAUUGGCCCGAGACAUUUUGGCACCUGAAGCAAACUACAUAACGGCCCAUGUUCCUGCCAGAGAAGAAGGGGUGAGUGAAGAUCUACCUCAGGAACAAAGUGGGGAAUAAAGAUCUCAAUUGGGAACAGGGUAGGGCCUCCUAUGUGCCAAAAGGCCACUGUAGAGACAGGUUGGGGGUGGGCCGCUGCUGAAGGCAACAGUUCUUCAGUGUGCAAUGCAGAAAGGAUGCUGCUCCUUCAUGCUGAUGGGAAGGCUACCUGAGCUUCACCUUUCCCCCUCAGGUACAACCUGUUCUAUACCUUCAUGGGUUGCUUGCCUAUAGGAGACCAAGCAAUGUGUGAAGUACAGGUGGGGAAACUUUUAAAGCCUGCAGACCACCUUCCCUUGUGGGCAACUUUCCAAGAGAUACAUAGCAUUAGUAGGCAGAGCCAGAGUGGACAGGGCCAAGGAAUGAUGCACCUGUACGACCAGGUGCAAAAACGUCAGAGGCUUCUUCACACCCACACAUCUCUCCGUCAUCCAUUCAUGUAAGCAAGAGGCAUUGUCCCAUCUCUGGGACACAUUCCAGCCUGUCCAAAGUGCUCAAGGUGGUGGGGCAUACAUACCCUCCAACAUUUAUCUGAUGGAAAUAGGGAGUUAGGUGGGCGAGAAGCAUGGCUUGGGAGAGAGCAGAGAAGCAGACAGAGAGGCUUGAAGGGCCACAUUUGGCUCCCAGGGUCUUAUGUUAUCCACUUCUGGAGUGAAGUGGGGGCCUUUGGUCCCAAAAGCAGUACAGUGGUACCUCGGUUUUCGAAAGUAAUCCAUUCCAGAAGACCGUUUGACUUCUAAAACGUUCGAAAACCAAGGCGCAAAGGGCAGUCUGCAAAUUCAAUAGAGAAAAUUGGGGGGAAACUCAGCAAAAGCCGUUCAACUUCUGAGGCGCGUUUGAAAACGGAAGCAUUUACUUCUGGGUUUUGGGCGUUUGAAAACCAAAACAUUCAACUUCCGAGAUGUUCAAAAACCGAGGUACCACUGUAUAGAAAUAAGCCAAUGAAUGAGAGAGAGAGUUAUUGGCUUGGCCUCAGCCUCCUUGUGUGGAAGCACUGUGUUUCUGUGCACUGUUUCCGCACAUGGUUUUUAAUCAUAUGAGUACCUUUGGGCAGAGUCUUUGUUUAGAUGCCUUUUAAACCACUCUCUCCAACUCAAGAGAAUAACAUUGGAGGAAGGGUUAUAGCAAAGUGAUAGAGCAACUGCUUUUAAUAUAGAAGUUCCUAGGUUCAGUCCCCACCUUUGUCUGAAACACUGAAGAGCGGUUGCCAGACCAGUGGUCUGCCUCAGUUCAAAGUAGCUUUUUAUAUUCUUAACUUCUACAAAGCCACAAAAGGGGGAGUGGAGAUGUCCUCAUGGUGUCCUAUUGCAAGUACCUUUGUUGUCAAUGACGUUAAUCAACAUUUGACACAUUUACCUAUUUAGGGAUUUCAAUUCUGCCUUUCAAAACAGAGUUCUUUCCAAAUAGAGUUCCAUGUUUCCAAAUGUCUGUACAUAAAUAGUCCACACAGACAAGGAAAGGCUUGCUGGGGAGAGAUUUAGAAGAGGAAGAAACCCAUCAGUUGUGUUGGGGGUGGCAGAGGAGGAUGCUGUCCCUCCUCUUUGUCCUGUUUGGCUCAAAAGUUAAGAUGGAAUGAAGGGAUACUUGGCUUCCGACUGGACAGAUUAGGGACUGUAAUGUAGGAAUCCCGUCGCCAUGGGUGGAUUCCAUACCAUAAAUAAACCAGUGCUCACUCUGUCCCGCACCUGUGUUUAUCUGUCUGUGUCUCGGCUUCCGUUCAGCCGGGAGGGAGAAGGGGGGGUAUGGAGGGAGGAAAGGGAAUAUAUUCAAUUGCUUGAGCAGACUUGUGCAGGGCGGCAGUGGGGGGGGCGGGAACCAGGGGGGCAAGCUGACAGAGAAAUAAGGAGUAUCCAAGUGGGGUGGGGGUUGAGGGGAGGACAGUAUGAACAAUAACAUGGUACCAUUUCAUAUGGUUUGCUAUAACAAACAAUGGAAGGAGCGUAAGGCUGCUGAUGGGAGUAAUGAAGGCAAGCUUUUUAAGGAGCAGAGGUAAGACUAGGCCAAGUUGCUAUGGCAACAAGUGUAGCCUAUCUUGGUUAGGCCAUUAGCACUUGAGGCUGUUGUGAGGGCAGUUGAACUUUAUGGUGGCUAUAGGGAUAAUUUCUAUAGCAUGUUUGCCGUGACAGAUAUCGGAAAGAUUGGGAAAUUUAUUUGCAAUACGUUUACUUGCAGGAUCGCUUUACCCCAUAUAUAUAUUCACUUGACCGCUUUGAUUUGCGGAACUGGUGCAGGUGGUGUGUGAUACUUAUUCCACAUUUGUAAUAAAUUAAUCUUUUUUAUGUGGCAUCGUCUACACUUUGGAACUCGCAGCCUGUUGACCUGCUUAAACCACUUUUGUUUAGGCAAGCCUGUCCAGGCAUGUAGAAGUUACAUGUUUUAUCUCAUUUUAGCUACUGUUAAUUUGAAUAAUUUUCGAUUUUUUAAAAAAACUGGGGUUUUUUAAUGCUUUGUUUCAUAUUUUUGUAAAAACCUUAAGAGGUUCUCUUGCUGUCAAGCACGGGCCUCAGCCAGGUUGCUCAGCUGUGGUGAGGGUAUCUAGGGUUAUAUCUACAGUACAGGGCCACCCCUACCAUUAGGCAAAAUGAAGCAAUCAUCUCUGGAGACAGAUGCCAGAGGCUAGGAGUGACAGUAACCCUGUCCCCCCCACCCGCAGUCAUUUCUACUCUUUUGGGGACUAUUCCUCACUUUGGGGGAGCAAAGCUGUGUGUGCCACACAUCUCUGGCACCCUAUAAACUCGGCUGCAUCCCUCUGGUGCAUGGUAGGACACUAUCUCAUUGCCAGUGUUGGAAGUAAAAUUUGACUGUCGGGCCAGUCAGCAUCCAUACAUGGAAUGGGGAAGGGGUAUCCAGUGCCAGAUUUAUGUAUAGGCUAAGUAGGCUGAAGCCUUAGGGCCUCUAAAUCUAGGGGGCCUCGCCAGCCUGUCUGCUCCCCAGCAGGCAACCUCCCCUCUCCCAAAAUUGCAAACCCAAGACUUCAUGCAAGGGGAGGGCAACUCAGUCCCAGCAACUAUGAUACUCAGGGCUAGCCAGUGGGGCCCAAUUUGAAGAAGUGGGGCCCAGCUUUAGGUGUUUGUUUUUUUGUAGGGCUCCAGUUCACAGCCAAAGUCUGCAAAAUCUUAGAGAUACAGUGGUACCUCGCAAGACGAAAAACUCGCAAGACGAAAAACUCGCAAGACGAAAGAGUUUUUGUUUUUUUGAGUUGCUUCGCAAGACGAAUUUCCCAAUGGGCUUGCUUCGCAAGACGAAAACGUCUUGCAAGUUUGUUUCCUUUUUCUUAAAACUGCAUUCAUAUGGGAAACCAUGCUUCGCAAGACAAAAAAUUCGCAAGACGAAAAAACUCGCAGAACGAAUUAAUUUCGUCUUGCGAGGCACCACUGUAUAAAUAAAAUCCAUCUAGAUUGCUCUGGUGCAGGGGGCCCUUUAGGAGCAGCCCGCAGGGCCCAAUUUGGCCCAGUUGCUCCAAUUGCCUUAAGGUCAACCCUGAUGAGACUGUGCAGGGUUUGGACUGACAAGCCCUGCACCUCCUAGGUCCCUGGUGUCACUAUUCAGAGUACAGACUCAAGGACUUGUUAUGGAAAUAAAGGAGGGGCACUUACUAGAAAUCAGUUUUGUCACCUCCUCCCCACAAACCCUGGGACGAUGAACCCAGCCACCUUUUAUUCACAGUUGCAUAAGCACUACACUACAGCAUGGCCAUAAACCUGUACAUUCAACAGCUGACAUACACACCCAAUAUGUAUCAAUGGAGAUUUAUGUUACUGCUUUAUAAAUGAACACUGUGUUUUAUUAAUGGACUUGGUAUUUUUGGAAUUACCUAAGAGCCACCAGUAGGGAGCUGUAAAAUCUGAUAGCUAACCAAUCGGGUACUACCAAACAGCGACCCCUAUUGCUGAAAGCAGGUAACCAGCAGGAAACGCUUCAGCUCAGCCUUUGCACUGUUGACUAAACACCCCCUGCUGUGCAGAUAAUGGAGAAAGCUUGUAAAUUGUAUCCCUUCUGGUGUCCUGGCCAACUCUAUUACACUAGUGUAAACCAAGGAGCCCAGAAUAGCAGCAAAUAAAAUCUGCUCAUAUGUCAGUGGCUGAUAAGACUUGUCAACCAGUUCUUCCAAAGUCUUCCUAAAUUAUAAAGCUCCAAAAUACAGGCCAAAAGAGAGCAGGUCUGGGAAGAGCCCUGCUCCAUGUAGCUCCUGCUCUGCCAUUUGAUAGGAUGCCCACUUGCCCUCCUUCUUGACAUGGAAUGCUCUCUAAUGGAGUCUCCAGGUCCAAUAUAAAGACCAUAAGAAGGGAGAGCAGGGACCUUGAAGUUCCCAACAGCUGUUAAGCAAGCAAGCAAGCAAGCAAGCAAGCACACAGGUCACUUUUGUUGCAGGAUCCCUAUGUCCUGGCCAGGCCUGCACCCAAUCUUGUUUUUGUACAAUCUUGUUUGUUCUCAGUAAUCAAAAUUACCGGUAUAUUAUCAACAUAUACAAGCAGAAAAGUUGUUUUCCUUCAUUUGCAAGGAAUCGUACAAAACAAAGUGGCACUAAUAACGAAAAGUUCCAGGGUGGCAACAGAAAGCAAACUAAAAAUGCUUUUGCAGUUCAUCAGAACUAUCCAGCAAUAUCAAGUUAUAGGAAAAUUGGUGCUAUAAACAGUAAUCCUUCUAGUUGGUUAAUUGAUUUGGCAACUUCCAUGCACAUGACGUCUGAUGCUAAUUCCCCGCAAAGAGUUAAAUGAUAACUCAUCAGAGGCAGCGACAGUUGCAAAUGGAAACGAAAUAUCUGUGAAAGGAAGAGGAGCAGGUUUGCUCAAGUGUGUUGCAGGUAGAAAUACUGUUUGUAAUGAAGUGAGAGCAGUAGUUUCUCAAAUUAACAAAUAAUAAAGUUUUGAGAAUUUACAUGCUACAUUAAAAUUGAUUAAUUCAUUGAGAAGGGGAUUGUAAGAAAAACACUGGGGCCUAAUUUGAAUUAUAGAAUGCAGACCAAAUCACCUGUCAGGAGAGCUAUGAGAUUCAGGUGAGGGUCAUAUGCCUUGUCAAUCCCAGCAGGUAUAUAACAGGAAGACCUGCCUGCUCCAGAGGGAUUUAACCACAAACACAUGCUCUCCUCCUGCGAUUUCCGGCAACUGGCUAGCAGCCAUCAAUAGCCCUCUCUUCCUCCAUGAAUCUGUCCGGUCCUCUUUGAAUGCUGUCCAAGUUGGUGGCCAUCACUGUCUCUUGUGGGAGGGAGUUCCACAGUUCAACGAUGAGCUGCAUAAAGAAACAUUUCCUUCCAUCCAUCCUGAAUCUCCCGCCACCGGAUCCCCGCGAGUUCCUUGGAGGAAGCCGUUAUCAAAUCAAAUCUUUAUUAUUAUGCUCAAUGACCAGCAUUAAGGAAGCCAUUAUAAUUAAGUCAGGUUCAAAUCUAUUGCAUAUGAAAAGCUACAAUAAUUUUAUGAAUAACAAUAUCACAGGCAUGCUGUUAUCAUGGCCUAGCUGUGUUUAGGGCUUCAUUUGUACUAUACAUUUGAAACAGUAGCAUAUCAUUUCAGUCAGUCAUUUCUUUGCCCAAGGAAUCCUGGGAACUGUAGUUUGUUAAGGGUUGUUAGAGGAGACGCCUAUUCCCCUCACAGAGCUGCAAUUCUCAGAGUUUCCUGGGGAAAGGGAUUGCUCGUCAAACCAUUCUGCUUUAAAUGUAUAGUGUAGAUGGAUCCUAGGAAUGGUUGCUCUGCCUGAAGGCUUUUGGGGUAAAAACAGUUUGCUAUGUACAUGUGGGGAACUGAGGCAGUGUUGCAGUUGUGACGUUACGUAACCUCUGUGCCAGUAGCUAUUAGAGAGAGUUUACCCACACACCAGCAAUUAAGGGUGGGGGGUGACACAGGGUUUUCCAACUUGUACUGAGAUUUCUCAUUUUAUGCACCUGCCCAUUUGUACUAUCAUACAUCGCUGCUUCCAUGUUAUAUUUUUCUAGGCCUAUAUAAAUAUGAGUGUGUGUGAGGCCCAAAAACCUGCAGAAGAAUGAGAUUUGGUUCUAAGAAGGAUUUUUUGGAAUGUAUCAUCCAAAGCAAUUGCAGAGGGGCAGGUGGUUCAUGUACAUUUUUUACUCAUUUAGGAUAGUCACAAAUCACCCUUCCUCAAAAAGGAAACCAGAACAAUGUACAAGAAGAACAAAAGCAAAAUACACCAAACCUCAAUAAAAACACAUGCAGGCUAAAAAUUAAAGAACAAAACCAUUAAAACCCAGGCUCCCGUUUUGCUGCUAAGGAUUAAACGUCUCAAUAUGAAAAUGAAUACAAUUCUUCAUCAUCAAACCGCAGAAGCCUGAGUAAAUAAAAAACACCCUAAAUUGACAUCUGAAAACCAGUAACAUGUGAGGCAGAUGUAACUCCAGAUGGAGAUCAUUCCAAAGUCAGGGCCCUAUUAAGAGAAUAAUCUUCUAUAUAUCCCCUCAUCAGGAUUCCUCGCCAGUACUAUGGGCAGAUUCCCACCCACCAAUGGCUGGUAUUGGAGAAGGUGCUCCUUGCAUAUAUUUACAGCAGGUGGGGGGCUAAUUAGUCCAUCUUGCCCAUUAGGCCGCUUAGGCCAAGCUACAUGCAUUUGGCAGAAGGGUUUUAAGUAUAUGGUGAUGCAGAUAAUUUAAAAUAUAGGGUGAGAUCUAAGGUAAAAACAGAACGUGUAUAAAACAGGUGCUAAAGUUGCUGUCCCAUCCCCAUCCCCCCCCCCCCCCAAGGUACUGCUGCCGCACGCAAGUUUGUACAAUUAAAAACGCCAAAUCUAUUUGACUGGGAGCUUGCAGUGGAUUUGCAAACACCCUGGAGGCCUUCAGAAUGCCCUUCGUAUGGUGUGGAGUUUGGGGCACCUCCUUCUUCUAAUUGGGUUGCUGCUGCAGAGGGACCCACAGUAGACAGGGUACUUGUGUACGGCCCUGCUGCGUAGCCAAGCACGCACACACACACUCACCGCCAAACCUCAGCAUUGCCCCAGGGUGGCCAGCUAAAACCAGCUCCUCGCUGGGACCAGCACCUUCCACUGGAGCCAAAUAAUUGCUUGGUCCUUUGUUGUUUGGUGUCUACAGCCCCGGGGCCUUCAUUUGUGGGAACUUGCUGUGGCUAGUGCCUCCCUCUUUAAUUACCUUCUCCUCCUGCUCAUGCACCCGCUCCCUUGGCUUACUCACUCCCCGGCAGCCGGGCGCGACUCUCGAAAAACGUUGGUCCUUUAAAUUGGGCCUUGGCAGCUGUCCCUCCUCCCUUCCCUGCAUACUCUCCCUCCAUCCACCCCACAGCAGCCACAAGGAUUUUGUAUCAAAGCACUUAACAGAAGUGGCGUGCGAGAACCUUGCAGUUAUAUCCUCUGAGUAGGUUUCAGUUGUGGCUUUGCAACAACAUAAGCAGAGCUCUGCUGGAUUAGAACAGGGAUGAGACAGUCCAGGAUCCUGUUAUCAACAGAGACCAACCUCCAGGAAUCCUAUGAAAAGGGCAACAGCCAUUACUGUUGUAUCUCUUGAGCCCCUUGUUAUUUAGUGGUACAUGAGCUUUGAACACGAAGGCUCCAUUUUGCUACUAUGACUAAUAGGUAAAGGUAAAGGGACCCCUGACCAUUAGGUCUAGUCGCGGCCGACUCUGGGGUUGUGGCGCUUAUCUCGCUUUAUUAGCCGAGGGAGCCAGCGUACAGCUUCCGGGUCAUGUGGCCAGCAUGACUAAGCCGCUUCUGGCGAACCAGAGCAGCGCCGUUUACCUUCCCGCUGGAGUGGUACCUAUUUAUCUACUUGCACUUUGAUGUGCUUUCGAACUGCUAGGUUGGCAGGAGCAGGGACCGAGCAACGGGAGCUCACCUCGUCGUGGGGAUUUGAACCGCCGGCCUUCUGAUCGGCAAGUCCUAGGCUCUGUGGUUUAACUCACAGCGUCACCCGCGUCCCUACUAUGACUAAUAGCUGCUGAUAAACCUAUAUUUCAUGCAUCUCUCUCUUUAAAAAGUGAUAGAAUUCACUAUCGGAGAAUGUGGUGGUGGCCACUAAUUUCUAUCUAUUAUUAUGUGUAACAUAGAAAUUAUUUUUCUCUGUUCUGAACUUAGGGCCACUCCAGGCAACUUGUUUAUUGAGCAUCCAUAUUGAUUUGCUUGCAAAGCACUUGUCCUGCAGUCACCCCAAUUUACUUGUAGGUUGUUUAUAUAAAUUCCUGUUAGUACUUCCUUCACCCCACUUUUUUUCAAUGCAUGUUCCAAACUGCAAAAAAUCCUAUUCUUUUUUAAACUAGAUUUGUUGUACUAGAGUGGCAGAACCCUUUAAUCCACUUCAAUUGCAAAAACCUAAAGUGCUAGUAUGUGCUUGAAUCCCUCCUGAAAAAUAGUGACAGUCUGAUGGCAUCCCUACUGUGUCUCAAUUUCAUUGCAUGAGCCCAAGUUUUAGCAUUACAAUAAGAGAGGGGAUCUCAUAUUCCAUAAAGUGCCUGUUAUUUCUAUACCCUUCUAUACUUUUUUCCUUCUGUUUCUUCUUAAGCUUUAAAGGGAAAGUGUUGCGACCCCUUGAUUAUUCUGGUUGCUCUUUUCUGUGUCUUUCACACUAAUUUGAUUUGAUUAAUAUUUAUAUUCUGCUUUUCCAACAACAAAUGUUGAGCUCAAAGAGGCUCACAAAAAUCACAAUAGCAUUUUUUUAAAAAAACAAGAAACAUUGCAAACGCUAUAAUAGCAAUCACAGUGGCAUAUAAACAAAGCAAACAACAGUUGACAGCACAUUGAAUAGGCGUUUGAAAGCAAGUGUAGGCAAACAAAUCAGAUAAUGUGCAUCAGGUGAAGACAUCCCCACCCUUUCUUUGGUGUGUACAGCAACAUAAAAAUGCAACUUGAAGUGCAGCAGCGAGGAAACAACCUCACUGGGAGCUCAUUCAAACUUCCAUUUGUACUGCAAUUUAAUCUGUCCUAUGAUUUCUAGGCACAGGUCUGAUAGGUUUUUCUUUUGUUCCACCACUUUCCCCGAGAAAACCUGCCGUUUUACGACUGAAUUGGAAGAAACAUAAAUCUGCAGAAAUGUUUCAAAUUUUUAAAUAAUUGAUACCAUCUGCAAAGGAUGCAGGUGGCGGUGUGGGUUAAACCACAGAGCCUAGAACUUGCCGAUCAGAAGGUUGGCGGUUCGAAUCCCUGCCAUGGGAUGAGCUCCCGUUGCUUGGUCUCUGCUCCUGCCAACCUAGCAGUUUGAAAGCAAGUCAAAGUUCAAGUAGAUAAAUAGGUACCGCUCUGGCGGGAAGGUAAACGGCGUUUCUGUGAGCUGCUCUGGUUCACCAGAAGCGGCUUAGUCAUGCUGGCCACAUGACCCGGAAGCUGUAUGCCGGCUCCCUCAGCCAAUAAAGCGAGAUGAGCGCCGCAACCCCAGAGUCGGCCACGACUGGACGUAAUGGUCAGGGGUCCCUUUACCUUACCAUCUGCAAAACUUGGCUACCUCAGUGCUCAUCCCCUGAAUCCAUAUCCUUUAUGAACAGUUUAAAGGGGUAGUGCCUAGUGGUUGAGAUGGGAAUGGGGGAGGGGCCUCUGAAAUCAUAGGACAUACAAGGUUAUAAAAUAUGAAUUACCCUCUUAACUUUUUUUUCACCGAACCUCUUACAAUCACUAUCAGGGUAGUACAACAGCGGCUUUUCAGAGUGUGCAUAUACGUGAAUUUGAACAUGAUUUGUGUUAGUUAUGGUUCAUGUGAAACAAGGAGCGCUGAGAUGUUUUAGAAAAAAUUGAAACCGAAUACAAGGGUACAAUCUUGUGUGUACAGUCGCCCCACCCUUGGGUUUGACUUGCCAGAUCUAAGAAUCCCAGUGAGAAAGUUGUAAGUCAAAAAUAGCUUAUCUUCUGAGUUUAAGCCAAUAAAAACUCAGAAACGUGAGGAGUUAGGAGUCCAACGUUGUUUAUUGCAAAGCAAUAGGUUACAGUCGGAUCAUUCCGCAAAACUGCAACCCUGCCCAGUGGUCCAGGCAGUGGUAUUUAUAAAGUUUCAAACAAAGCAUUUCAAUUUUCACCGAACAUAAACAUCAUUACCACAUUUCACGUUAAAUACACAUGCGCAAUAAGCACUGGCAAUUUCUGCUGAUUAAGUUUUGAUUCCCACUGUGUCCUGUUACAUUGUGUUAGUGUGCAUGUUGGGAACCUGUGUUACGUGUAGCCAUUUGCACCAUGUAGCAACUUAUGUUCUAGCUUUGAGCUGUAUCUUUGUGAUUCACAUAUUAGCUGUAUUUCUGUCCCAAUGGGGGCGGUAACUUGCAAAAUCAGCAGUUUCAUAAAGGAAUAGGUUACCAUAACUUCCGCAUUAGAAGCACACUCAAGGAUUGACAGGGGUACACAUUUGGGCUGCCACCACCACAAGACCAAAGGGACAUGGUUGUUACGACAUUUGCUUCCUGAUUUAGGAGCUGGGACUAGGUGGGAAAAGAAAUGCCACAUGAAGGCUGAUUUAUUUUCUUUUAAAGUUUUAUUUAUUGCAUUGUGGAGCAUUUCCAAUCCUUUAUAUUCUGGAUUUGCUAACACAUACAUAAAUAUUAAUAUACGUGCACUUGAAGAGCUGGGGGGACGGACGGACGGACAUGGUUUUUUAAAGAGUAUGUAUGUGCACAAAAGGACUAGUUAAAGGGUGUUUUUCAGCAGCUAUCCUUAUUAAAUGAAUUAGGUUUUGGUUAUAUUCCCACUCGGAUUGUCAGGGUCCAGAAUGGCUGAGCCAGGGGAGAUUGGCUCUAAAGUACUUGGCCGACAGACUUUGGUUCCCAGCCUCUGUUAGUGAUUCCUGAGACAAAUUUGCCUAAUUCCUUUAAUCCUUUUCUAGCUCAGAUAAUUCUUAUUGCUUCUAAAACUUGCACUGAGUUCCAUGAAUGAUUCCCAAACGCUCUUGCAUUGCUUUGGCAAAAUCCCAUUUCCAGCUUCACCUAGCCUUUGACCAACAGCUAAAAGAUUAUACCUUUCCAUCGGGGAGAUGGUAAAACCCUUAUGAGAUCUGUUAUUAAAACCCACAAACAGGCACCGGAAAUGCCAAUAAAAAUAUUGGAAGAUGCAUUAAGUUUGACUUCAAAAGUGUGAAUAAAAAAUCUAAAACCGCAGCUCCAAAGUUACUCAUGGGAUCUAAGCAGAUACUUUCUUUAGGAUACAGAGAGCUAGGGACAGAACAUACAGUAUAAUAACUGAGGAUUUGAAUGAUUCACAAAAUUUAAAUUUGUUUGCCUAUUCAGUGAUCUGAUAUUAGAUCUAGUGUCAUUUUAAAGCACAGAUGAGGACUAUCAUAUGAUUUCCAGUGGUGGUUGCCAGUCCACACCAAGAUUUUGUGGUACCCAAUCCCUCUUUUCAAUGUAGGCAACACAAAUGAUAUCAGUAUUCUGUCUUCUCCCUACACUCCCCACUGUAGCGGACAGGCUUCAAAUAUGCUUUGUGACAGUGUCUUGUAGUUCUCAUUGUCAGUGCAGGCUUGCCAGACAACAGAGGGUGAUUCUGGAUGACCUGUUUACUGAGCAUUCAUCCUCAUUUGUUAGCACACAAUUUGGGCACAGGUUAUACCUGCCAGCUGGCUCCAUUGAAAAACAUUGUGUGCAGAGUGAGAAGAUCACCAUGUACUGAACAUUUGUUCUGAUUUAUCUUCAUGGAGGUUAUCACUUCUAGCCAUUCUGUGGCUUGUCUUUUGGGGAGGCAGCCAAGAGCAUUAAAUCCGCUUUAAUCAUGCUGUCUAAAUGUGCUGAUAUAGUAUUGAAGCAUAUCCACAAAACAGUAAAAGUCUGGAAGCAGUCAUAGAAGCUCUCUGCACCAGUGCUUGUUCUCAGUGGUGAUUACUGGGCCACAGUGAUGCUCUGAUGUGCAUGCUGUGCCAUGGUUACUUGUGGUUGCAACACAGGCAACACAGUAUUGGAGUUCUCUCUCAUUUAGUACCUUUUCUGGUAAGUAAUACAGAAGCCACAGGCCUAGUUUACACAAUGGUAUGCAUGUUCAGGACUUGAUAACUGCCACAUUUGGUGAUGACUUCCAUGUGCAAAUGUGUCAAAAACAACCUUUUCACCUGGUGCAUGGUUUUCAGUGGAGUCAGCUGGCACAGUUAUCUAAUGUAAGGAAAUCAUGCAUGUGUACAGCAGGCCAUAGUGGUAGUCUGGUCCAUCCCCAUCCCCCAACCCAUUUUUGGUGCUUGCUAGGCAACUUUAAGGGACACGGGUGGUGCUGUGGUCUAAACUACUGAGCUUCUUGGGCUUGCCGAUCAGAAGGUCGGUGGUUUGAAUCCCCACGACGGGAUGAGCUCCCAUUGCUCCCGUUGCUCAGUCCCAGCUCCUGCCAGCCUAGCAGUUCAAAAGCACGCCAAAAAUGCAAGUAGAUAAAUAGGUACCACUCUGGCGGGAGGUUAAACGGUGUUUCCGUGUGCUGCUCUGGUUUCGGUGUUCCAUUGCACCAGAAGCAGCUUAGUCAUGCUGGCCACAUGACCCACAAAAACUGUCUGGGGACAAACGCCUGCUCCCUCGGCCUGUAAAGCGAGAUGAGCGCCACAACCCCAGAGUCGUCUGCAACUGGACUCAACUGUCAGGGAUCCUUUACCUUUACCUUUUUAGGCAACUUUAAGAACACUCAUCCCGUAAUUGUGACCUCUGGGCAAAACGUAAGUUAGUGCUCUCUCUGUUCCCCAUCUUUUUCCAAAAGUGCAUGCUAGAUAGCACAGAAGUCAAGUUGCUAAAUCACACCGAGGAUUUGUGGCUUUCAUUCAACAUACUUUCGAGCAGGGGUCAGCAACCUUUUUCACCAUGUGGUGGGCCGAACUAUAUUUUUUUGGGGGAAAGAACGAAUUCCUAUGCCCCACAAAUAACCCAGAGAUGCAUUUUAAAUAAAAGGACACAUUCUACCCAUGUAAAAACAUGCUAAUUCCUGGACCGUCCGUGGGCUGGAUUUAGAAGGUGAUUGGGCCGCAUCCAGCCCCUGGGCCUUCGGUUGCCUACCCCUGCUUUAGAGGGUGUUUUUUGGCAUUAGCAUACAGGUUGAGACAUUUAGGCACCCUACUACCCCUGCUACCCAGUGGUGACACUGGUCUGCGCAGAGUACCAUCUCAAGUCCUAUGCUGGCAGCAAGCAGUGUUUAUCAUUUGGCAUGCUGCUGAUUCCUCUGCCUUCCAUAACAUUCUUCACAACUGAGAGCUAACUAUGAGAUAUAUUGAAGGCAAAUGUAUUUUUUAUAUGCACACGAAACAGGAAAGACGAGGGUCUUCUGCUUACUCUGUGGUUAUACUAAGAACUAAAGACGGUGCUUUCUAUUAAUGCUUUUUGUAUAAAUGCCACCUGGCAUGGGAGGAGUUCAAAGGACUCUCAAGCUAUUUUAAUUUAGUACAAUGGGCCUUUACAGAUGAGGAAACUGUGUUAUGGGGGGAGGCAGUAAGUGAGUUGCCUAAAGAGCCAUCUUAGCUUCUCAAGACUCCUCGUCUUCCCUGCUGCAACAAUUAAACUGGAAUCCUAAACAUCGUUACCCAUAGAGCUAACUUCUGAGUAGAUACGCAUGUAGAUAUGCAGCCACUGUCAGACUUAAUCUCCCAGAUGUGGGAAUGGAAACCUGGUGUCCAGCUUCCCAGCUCAGUAUUUCUGUUUCUGCCUACUUCCUGCGGGAGUGUAUUUAAUAGUUUAACAGCGUUCUGAGUGGCAUAUAUUUGUAUGUUGCCUUUCCACCAAAUCUGUGUACAUUUACCCACCUUCCCCCUUUUAUAUGUACAAUAGUCCUGUGAGGUUGACUUGGCUGAGUUAAUAUAUGUACUCAAGUUGCAGUUCUUGUCAACAGAUUGCUGGGGCAAGUGGAUGCAGGGGGUCCAAUCCAGACAGUGCAACAGGCCCAGGAAAUCCCUGCACUCCAGUCUCAAAAGUUUUUUCCUUUUCUCCAAGGAUAUUUUAAAGCACUGCUGUUAAGGGUCCAGUGAUGUCAAUAUGAAGCAUUACCAAUUCCCUUGAACCACUGUUGCAUUUCAGCCAUAUACAGAAGCCAUUUUCAGCCACCUGCUGCUGAGGCAAUGUGAUACACAUGAGUUUCUUUCUUCUGACGCUUUAUGAAUAAUCUUUGGCUUCAUUGCAUUACCUACCAUCUUUCAUCCCUUCAGGCAGUAAACUACUGUAGAUUAGAGCUGAGGUUGCUCCCUGAAGCUUUUGAAUUCCAUUCACCACCACCUCCUCCGUCUGUAAUUUACAUUUCUUUUCACUGGUUUCAUCUAAUGGACUACAAAUUAUUUAUUCCCUUGCUAAGGUUUUCUAAAGGAUGCGCCUAACAAUUAAGAUGCACAAGAUAUGCUUGCAAGAAUUGUUCUAACAGUGACACUGGUAUCGUAGGGUUCUUUGUAAGAGAGUUUUAUAGGUGGAAUAAUGCAAAAAACUGUAGGAUGGUUUAUGUUUUGUCUUUUAAAAAUGGAAAUGGCAGCGUCUCUUGACUCCUCUUAAAUCCAACAUAAGUUUUGCAAAAGCUAAGUAUCAUAGAAUCAUAGAAUCAUAGAAUCAUAGAGUUGGAAGAGACCACAAGGGUCCAUUGAGUCCAACCCUCUGCCAAGCAGAAAACACCAUCAGAGCACUCCUGACAUAUGGUUGUCAAACCUCUGCUUAAAGACCUCCAAAGAAGGAGACUCCACCACACUCCUUGGCAGCAAAUUCCACUGUCAAACAGCUCUUACUGUCAGGAAGUUCUUCCUAAUGUUUAGGUGGAAUCUUCUUUCUUGUAGUUUGGAUCCAUUGCUCCGUGUCCACUUCUCUGGAGCAGCAGAAAACAACCUUUCUCCCUCCUCUAUGUGACAUCCUUUUAUAUAUUUGAACAUGGCUAUCAUAUCACCCCUUAACCUCCUCUUCUCCAGGCUAAACAUGCCCAGCUCCCUUAGCCGUUCCUCAUAAGGCAUCGUUUCCAGGCCUUUGACCAUUUUGGUUGCCCUCCUCUGGACAGGUUCCAGUUUGUCAGUGUCCUUCUUGAACUGUGGUGCCCAGAACUGGACACAGUACUCCAGGUGAGGUCUGACCAGAGCAGAAUACAGUGGCACUAUUACUUCCCUUGAUCUAGAUGCUAUACUCCUAUUGAUUCAGCCCUUACCUUAUCAAAGGUAACCAGGAAGUUUUCAAGAGCUGAGCUGCUAGAUCAAACUCUUUACUAAGUUAGGGCUGCCAUACAUCCGGAUUUUUAGAGACAUUAUCGGGAUUUCAAAGGCGGAAUUCACGUUGAGGGGAAAUUUCUGAAAGGCAGCACUUUGUCCUGGAUCAUAGGCAAAUCAAUUGAAAAAUCACGUUUUUUUAGCAUUUUUGUUUUUUAAAAAAGCAGCUUAAUAAUUUCAGUGGUUUCCUUUAAAAAAGCUCAAAAUUGUUGAGAACCUAUUGGGGAAAAUUAGCUGCUUUUAUUGCUGCUCAGCAUUUAACAGCAGUUCAUUCUGCUACUUUUAUAUUUCCACCACUCAGGAAGUAAGCAGCAAAUGUUAGAACUGACAAACUGAGCAGACAUAAAUACAUCUCAAACUAUUUUUCAGCCUUAAAAUGUGAUAAUGAAGGAAGUCUUUUUUACUUUGCCUUUACAUGAUUCAGGGAUUAAAUCUGAGUAAAUGCAAAUACUGGGGUCAGCAAACUUUUUCAGCAGGGGGCCGGUCCACUGUCCCUUAGACCUUGUGGGGGGGCAGACUAUAUUUUGAAAAAGAAAGAAAGAAUGAAUUCCUAUGCCCCGCAAAUAACCCAGAGAUUAAUUUUAAAUAAAAGGACACAUUCUACUCAUGUAAAAAAACGCUGGUUCUCGGACCGUCUGCGGGCUGGAUUGAGAAGGCGAUUGGGCCGGAUCUGGCCCCCGGGCCUUAGUUUGCCUAGCCAUUAUUUACAACAUGGUUCAUAGGUUAGAAUCUCCUGAGUUAGCAAAAGUAGCUCCAGCCCUACCUCUCUUAGAAUUUUUAACAUUGGCAGGUAUGGCAUUGAUUCUGCUGACUGGAAUUUCACUGCUGGGCACCUAAAGCCCCAUUUCCUUGGAGCUAAACAGAAUACAAGUGAAGAAAGCUCUCUGCAGUAUCAACUGGUCCUACAAACACAGGCAGCUGCUUGAGAACCAUUUCUCAUGGUGUGUUUGCGUGUGAAAGUCAGUUCCUGUGUGUGUGUUGUACUAUAGUACCAGAAGUCUACCUGACAGUUGAUCUCGGAUGUGUAUCCAAAUUAGCAAGCUGGCAUAGCAUCUAUCUGUAAGCAUCCUAAAAUUAGACUCUGGAUUGAGUGGUCUUACAGUAUGAGGUGGUUUUAGGGUUGUGUGACUGGUUCGGUCACACUGGGUGCCACACUGCAGGGAGCACCACAACAGUGUUGUUGUAGAACGGAGUUCAGGAGGCAAGGGGGUGCAGGAUGUUAGCAUUGCACAGGGUGCCGCUGAAAUUUGAGAGUGUAAAGUCUGCCACUGAUGCAAACAGGAGCCUCUUCAGAUGGUAAUGCUAUUUACCUCACCUACUUCAAAAAGCAGAUCCUGAAGCUGAGGCUCCAAGACUUUGGCCACCUCAUGAGAAGAGAAGACUCCCUGGAAAAGACCCUGAUGUUGGGAAAGAUGGAGGGCACAAGGAGAAGGGGACGACAGAAGACAAGAUGGUUGGACAGUGUUCUCAAAGCUACCAGCAUGAGUUUGACCAAACUGCGGGAGGCAGUGGAAGACAGGAGUGCCUGGCAUGCUCUGGUCCAUGGGGUCACAAAGAGUUGGACACGACUAAAUGACUAAACAACAUCAACAAAAACUUCAAAAAGUGGUAAAACCCCUGUUGCAUUUGGGAGCCCUCCUGCUCAUUCUGCUGAGUGGGACCCUGAACAUCUACCCCAAAGUGAUGGGUAGUGGUGCCCUCAUCUCUAUCAUUGUGAUACCCAAUUUUUCAAUAUGAGAUAUAUAAAUCAAUCUUUGCAUAAAUGGGUCUACAGCUUAAUAGAAAUCCUAUCUUAGACUGUAUACUCACCCUAAAAUAUAACUUUAUCCAUACUCUUAAUAAACAAUACCUACAUGUGGCAAAAAUGACUUGAGAGAAUCUCAGAAGGGCUUGAACAAGGGACUUGUCCACAUUUCAGCAUUAUUUAGCAAUUAAUCCAUAUUUUCCCCACCCACAAUUUGAAUUAGAUUGGAGGAGUUCACACCCUCACGAAUUCGAAUUUGUAUCUGAGAAGCAACUUUGGUCUUUCCCACGUUCCCUUUUGCAUUUAUGCCCGCCUGCUAUUCUGCCAAUAGCAGUACUGACAGGGCAUGCUUGCAGAUAGCUGCCCAUGCACCCUUAAAAAAAAAAACCCUCCCCAAAAGUGUGCAAAACAGCUUCUGCAGUUUUUGCAAAUCUAAGGGAUCAAAAGAAAAAUAAACAAAAGGCUGAACUUGCCUAUCUUUACUAGCACGGUGGAAAAGAUGAAAUCUAUGCAUGUGUAACAGUUAUCUUGCAUGUACACACCUCAGCUUUCCUGUGGCUUAAGUUUUCAAAUCAGAUGGAAGCAACAGUAUUUCUCAGUAAAUGUUCCUCCCCUGCCAUAAGAGUAACAAAAUUUGUACCCCUCCUUGCUGCAAUUACUGGCAAAAAAAGAGAGAAGCUCCCACUGGUGCCUAACCCCUACUACAGCACUGAUGGAAAUCUAAAAGAGACAAGUCUCAUGUAUGCUCCCCUGAGCUCAUUGGAGGAGUGGCAAGAUACAUCUAGUAGUUCGUGUAGAACUAGCAACCAGGGUUCAGUCCCCACUCUAACAUAAAGUUCGCUGGGUGACCUAGGGAUGCCAUAUUGCAAAAAGUGAAAAUCUGGACAAAAUAGCUAUUGAACCAAAGUAAAAUCGUCAAAAACGGCACUGCUGACAUGGGUUGCCAUAUGUCCGGGUUUUGCUGGACAUAUUGCCAAUUUCCGCUGCUUCCAACCACGGAAUUCCAUGUGUGUCCAGGAAAUUCCAGAAAUAUGGCAACCCCACCUUGGGCGAGACAUUCCACCUAUUCUACCAAACAGGCUUGUUGUGAGGAUAAGAUGGGAACUGGGAGAACUAUGUAUGCCGUUCCUUGGGGGAAAAGUGGGGUAUAAAUGUAAUAAUAAAUGAGUGUGAUAAGUAGGAUUCCUAAAGGAUGAGUGGACAUCAUGUGGUUUCCAUGCUUGUCUUUGGUCCUGCCUAACCCUUUUGUGAAUUUGGGGUUCUCUUCAUGUGCUUCUUUGCUUCCAGCAUUCUUUUUCACCCUCCCAUAACAUUCCCUGGUUACCUCUGUCACCAAGAGAGCUAGAAGCUUAUGCUUUUUUAAAAAAAAGAGGAACUGAGAUUCUUAAAUGUUGACUAAAAGUUUGCAUAUUUUCUUUUCUUUUACUUUUUGUUCCUUCUUUUGUUCCAAGGAGGAAGUCUGGCAUAGACAAUAGAUUUGGGGGCUCCACUCUGGCGCAAACAAAGGCUCCCACCUGGGACACAGUGCAAUUCAUUUUUUUUAUAUGACUUUGCUUUGUGGGAUCACUCUCUUUGUCUCUGUUAAAUAUCAGUUGUAUCUUCGUUAGAAAGGAGGAGUGUCUCCGCUCCUGUGAAACGGAAGGCAGUGCAACAGCCAUCUUGUUUGGGGUUAGCUUUGCUUUGAAAAUGAAGGGGAUGGCUGGCUUUGAGUUUUAUUUCAUUUUCUCUCUCUCUCUCUCUUUCUUUUUCUUUUUGGUGGGUGACACAUACAUUCAAGCACUGGAGAAGGCGAGUGCAAAAUGGCAAAAGAACAAACAAAAAUACGUAAUUGGUGGGGAUUUUAGUGAUAUGCCUUUCAGUGAAGUUUGCCUUUGCUCUCUGCUCAUCUUAUUUUACAGCCUAUUUUACUGUCCAGUUCUUGACAAAGUACAUAUUGCAUGUAAUUACAUGUGAGAAAAGAUGAAAAGUCAUUUAUGGAGGGAAUGAUGUUCAACAGAAAAAUGGCUACAGGCUGGUACUUAACCCUUUCCUUGCCCAUCACUUCUCUGCUUCAGUUCCCCCGCACAUGCCUCCCCUUCCUCCUUUAUGGUGUCCAGAUGCAAAUUAAUCCCUAGAUGGAUUGAGUGAGCAAAUGUGCAAGUUUUUGUAGGAGAGAGCCAAGUGGCUGGCUGCCCUAUGCAAGGGAUAGCAGAGAAUUCUGUCAAAAUGGGAAAGAGUCCCUGAAACUGCAUCAGUUUGUGUGUUCAUUCACAAGCCUCAUCGGAAAUCAGGCAGGCAAAUAUGAUCAGUAUUUGCUGGUGCCAUUCCCCCACAUCCCAAGCCUCAAUUCAUUGUCAUUAUUUUUUCUCAUUACAUGAUUGAUGACCGCUUCCCUCCAUUGAAAUGAAUGGUGUGGAAUCACCCAACAAUAAUGUAAUUAACUAUGUUGUUAAAUUAGGCCACAGCAAACAGCAAUCCAAAUAACAUUGCUUUUGGAGAACCUGAAUUGUAGCAGAAUGGAAAUGGUGCUGCAUGCGAUAGGAGGCAAAAUGGAAAAGUAUGCCUUUUUAGAUCCCUUGGAAUAGCAUGCUGGAGGUCUCCUGCUAUCUGUCUCCAAAAGCGUGGAACCAGCUCAGUGCUCUCUAAUACUUUACAUUGUCAGAUGUGGCUGCGGAUGUGCUAGGCUGAUGUCUUGCAGCAGGAAUUGAUGUUAGCUUUGUCCGAACUAAACUUCAGUUUAUUGGCUCUCAUUGUAUAAAUCAGGGGUCAGCAACCUUUUUCAGCUGUGGGCUGGUCCACCGUCCCUCAGACCAUGUGGUGAGCCGGACUAUAUUUUUUUUGGGGGGGGGGAGGAAUGAAUUCCUAUGCCCCAUAAAUAACCCAGAGAUGCAUUUUAAAUAAAAGCACACAUUCUACUCAUGUAAAAACACCAGGCAGGCCCCACAAAUAACCCAGAGAUGCAUUUUAAAUAAAAGGACACAUUCUACUCAUGUAAAAACAUGCUGAUUCCUGGACCGUCCGCGGGCUGGAUUGAGAAGGCAAUUGGACUGUAUCUGGCCCGCGGACCAGAGGUUGCCUACCCCUGGUAUAAAUGCAUUCUAAAGGUUUUAUGGGUUUGUUUGUUGGCUUUCGUGUUUCUACCGUGUUGUAAGUCUCCUUGUGUCACUUUUGUGAGUAAAUCAACUUAAAAUCACCAUUAGCAUCAUAGUAGCAAAGGGGACACCUUCCUGUCUCGUUUAUAGAGCUCUUCCUUCCACUCUGAGUAAAUGAUGACUUCAAGUGUUGCAGCUGUUAGGCGGCCUGGCAAGUUCUGGAGGAAGGACAGCAGGCCUGACAGGUUUGGGGAGAAAGGAGAGUUGGGAAUAGAACAGACUGUGUAGAGUGAAUCUGAUCUGAGUAUGUGUGUGUUUCUCACUGUCUGACUCGACUGGGAGGGGAAAUGUGGAGGGGGUGGUAGAAUACAAGCACUGUAUGUCAUCAGAAUGAUUCAUUGACCUAGCCCUGGCCAGAGAGUCCAAGGCAGGCCCAUACAGAGUUUGUCUGAGGCCCAGGGCGGGAGUCCCCAGUCAGCUGGGAGCCACAGAGUGUACUAGGCAUGACAGUGUAAGUCCGGCAGCCCCCUGACAGACCCUGCCCCCCAGCCAGCUUAGACCUCCAGGGCCCACAACAACAGCCCUUUGAUCAUGUGCAGUGUGUGUUUGCCUGGCUAUCAAGACGCCAAAGCCACACACCUGCAGAGGGGAAUACAGUGGUACCUCAGGUUACAUACGCUUCAGGUUACAUACGCUUCAGGUUACAGACUCCGCUAACCCAGAAAUAUUACCUCAGGUUAAGAACUUUGCUUCAGGAUGAGAACAGAAAUUGUGCUACGGCGACGCAGCAGCAGCAGGAGGCCCCAUUAGCUAAAGUGGUGCUUCAGGUUAAGAACAGUUUCAUGUUAAUAACGGACCUCUGGAACGAAUUAAGUCCUUAACCCAAGGUACCAUUGUAUACUAUUUUAGCUUAUAAAGGCUUAGCACUCGAAGCUAGGAACUGGCCAUGGAAUAGGUGUGAUAUCGAUAAGAGAGCAUGUCAGGGACUUUAGGACUAGGACUUGAAUUAAGAACCUUGUGGAAUUAGAUUGGGACCUAGCGUAGUGAAGUGUCUGCACUCAAGCCUUUAAGCCUCCUUAGGAAUAGGCCUGUGCAAUAUUAGCCCUUGUGAUUGGUGAGCUAUUUCUGGUAUAAACACUGGGAAUCUGCACCUGGACGUGAAUAUUGCCCCCUCCCCAAGGACCAUCUUCUGUAAAGUAGGAUCGGUGGCUACGCUUUGUGCAUCACUUUAGCUCUCUGCAAGUGAUUCCAAGGACCUUGGGCUGGACAACUCAUUCACUCAGCCUAGAUUCAGGCACAGCUACCCAGAGCCAAAACUUGGACCUAACAGUAAGCAUCACUGCAGCUGAUGUAAAAAAACCCCACGUCCUGGCUAAAUUUCUGCCUAUCAUAUGGCACAGGGGUGAGCUUCUAAGUGGAAAUGAGCUAGCCUCCUUACGUUAAUUCUACCCAGUUGAAAAAUAUAACUGUGGGAGGAGCAAAUAAAUAUGCUCAAAGCCCACUUUUAAUGGGUCUCAUUACACUGCCAUUCUAAGGGGAAAGCUGAUCUCCUUAUCUGAGUUGUAAAAAAAAAAACCACAUCAGGCACUGCUAAUGGUUUCUUCGAAGAAUUAGAAAGUGGCUUGCAAGCCUCAUUUUUAAGGCCUCAUAACCUACUGGAGGUGUAAUUUUCAGAGAGCUAAUCCUACUCUGGUGGUGUCAUUCUCGCCCCAGGUGGUUGUGACGUUGCUUCAGUUGGCUCAUUCACAAAUUCUGCUCCCUUUGAUCCUGCCCAUGAAACAAACCUGUUUUGCCAUUUAUUUUUAGGAGGGCAAGGCCCCAUGUUUCCCUUUGCAUCUUACAUACAUAAAUAGGUAAGAGGCCAAUGCACCCAGGCAAACCAGGAUGGAUGUGCAGAAGAUUUGUUUUAAAUAUCACUGUAUCAUACCCUCCAAACUCUUAAGAUGGGAGAACACUGGUACAUUAAUUUUUGUGUUCAGUGAACGACAUAUUUGUGUGUGUGUGUGUGUGUGUGUGUGUGUGUGUGUGUCUGUGUGUGUGUGUGUUCAGAUAGGAAAAAAGCCAGCCACAUCCCUGUGGCCAAUUUUCUAGCUCAGUUAAAGAGCUGUUGCUUUAAUACAGGAAGGGGAACCUUUUCUGUCAAGGGGCAUGGUCCUUAAGGAGUAAUGGCGGUGAUGGUGGGGGGCUGCAUGCCAACAGUGGGUGGGAACAUUCUCUAUCUGCCUUCUCUCCCCCCCCCCAUCUUCAUUUUCUCUCUCUCUCUCUCUCUCUCUCUCUCUCUCUCUCUCUCUCUUUCCACCCCCUUCUCCCUGCUCUCUUUCUGCCAUCCCCAUACUCCUUCCCUCUCUUUCUCACUUCCUGUGUGUGCGUUAGCGAGUUUAAUGGAAGAGAUUGUGGGUCUGGUUGCGCACACUGCUACUGGCACAACAGAAGACAGUUAUCAAAUAGCAAUGGAGGAUGCUAGGAGGAGUCACCUGGGGGGAAAGUACCAAUUUACACUGGAGAGUCAGUCACCUGUGCCAAAUCUGCCAGCCUGGCCCAAGACCUUUUGGAAAAUACAAACGGCACCCUCUCCCACCAGUUAACCUGUGGGACAAUCCACUGUGAAAUUCUCCUGCACAAGCAACAUUAAAAUAAAAGAGAGCGACACGAAGGUAUGACUGUACAAUUGUGUGGCAUCCGUUGAUUUCGGUGGGGCCUCUGUAGAAGUUACAAGUGACUUGUGUCCCAAAGGUCAGAUCUCUCACUCUGCUACCUUCAGUGGUUUCCAAAUAUCUCUUAACCUUUUCUGAUGAAAUAUAAUCACAUUUGCACCUUGAGUCAUGUAUGCACAGAGCAGUCCUUGUUGAUCCCACUUUCUUCCAGCCAACUAGAUAAGUGACAGACCAGAACAGACUGCAGGGCUUGGGCAUACUAAACAUGCCCCUCUCAAAAGUCAAGUUCAGGAGUGGCCUUACAUGACGCAUUUUUGGACAUGAAGGCUUUGUUUGCAAAAUAUUGUGUGACUGUUUCAUGUUAGUGCACUGAAAUAAUGUCCCACAAAAGAUGAAACUUAGGGCAUGUGCUAGCUAGAAACUCACGUUUCUGUUAAACUAUCACCAUUUUUUUUAUUUGUCUUCAAAAUCAUGGAAAUUUCCCCUCAAUAGGUUCUAAAUUUGGUCAAACAGGUUCUCCCCUCCCUAGAUGACAAUACACGCUUUCUGAUUAAGAUAGGGAGGGAAAGGAAGCGGGUAUAAUUAAAAAUCAGACAUGAAUUAUUCAGGGCUGUCAACUACUUUAAAAAAUGUUAGGAGAGGCUGGGUUUUUCUUAAAGGUCAGAUCCCAGAGCCUUUUUGGAGCCUCAGCGAUUAUAAAUGCUAUACAAUUUUAGCAGAGAUGAACUGGCAAAAGCCAUAAUAAAACAGGGCAGGAUGGAAUGGGAAAGCACACAAACCAACUCUGAAGUUAUUAAAGAAUAGGAUACAAAAUCAUAUGUAGGCUUCAGUUAAAGACCAUGGCAGCUUAACAAGGGCAAAUGAGGAGGGAUGUUUGCUACAUUGCAAACCCCUGGUAUAAGCCUUUUUUAUUUUUAAUGUCCUUGAUGAUUGAAAUGCCACCUGUGUCACAAAUUCACUGUGUGACCUUAGGCAAGACACCACCCUCCCCAAUCCAAUCUGCAACAUGGGUCUAAAAAUAAUAAUAAUAAUACCUUACAGAGUUGUAAGGAUUACUGAGACAAUAAGUGUGAAGUGAUAUGAAUGUUAGAUAAAUACCUGAUGUUAUUAUUGAAGCUUAGCUUACAUUUACCUGUUGCCUCACUUUGUCUUCACAGCAGUCUGGCUGGGUGUUCUGGCUUUUUUGAGAAUGAAGAUAAGGCUGGGAGAGUUGGGCACAGACAAAUAGAAUAUAACUAAAGAGAAUGUUCACCUGCCCAAUGGUUUGUCUUCCUAUGGUGAUGCUCUUGCACAGCUUCCAUUUAUUUAAAAGAAGCUUGUGCAGAAGGGGUGUGUGUGUGUGUGUGUGUGUGUGUGUGUGUGUGUGUGUGUAACCACAUGCUCAAGUGCUAGAAAUAUAUUUUCCUCCUCAGGCACCAAAACUGCUUUGACUUAAGUCUUAGACUACCUUUAAAGCACAUCUGCUCCUUCAAAGAAUUCUGGGCACUGUAGUUUGUUAAGGAUUGCUGAGAAUUGUAACUCUGUGAGGGAUAAACUACAGUGCCCAGAAUUAUUUGAGAAAAAUAAUGUGCUUCAAAUGUACCUUAAAUGUGUAGUGUAUACACAGCCUCAGCAGGGUUCUCUAGGCCCCCAAACCAACCUGGCUGUUUUAGCAUACCCCAAAGUGCUCAUAAUGGACAAUUGAACCAAACGGCGAGAGACAGACCCUUUUAGCUUCUGUUGAGCCUUUGCUGGUCAACCUCCACGUCUCCCUCCUGCAUGGAGCUCCUUCACAAUACAUCCAAGCUGCAGGGCAAACACACACACAUGGCGCUCCAUGGCUGACCUGCUUUCCUGACAAACAACAAUUUGUUUUAUGACAGAAGAGGAAAUUGCCGUCAGUUUCACAAGAGCCAGCUCGAGUUUGUUUGAUGUGCUCUGCCCUGCGGGAAUAGGAGAUCUCCCUCUCCCUCUCCCUCUCCCUCUCCCUCUCUCUUUCCCUCCCUUUCCUUCUUCUCUGCUCCCUUUUUUUCUAAUUACUGUUUGAGAAGCAGCUGCAUGGAAGCAGUCCUGGGAGAGGAGGAGCAGUGGCUGAAUAAGGGGAAGCAAGCCAGACUGGCACCCAUGUUCGCUGAGAAGUUUCACUUACAGACCUUAAACUAUUUCCAAGCAGGCAGCAAAAACCGUUGUGGUGGCUCCGGCUGGCAGUGUGUGUGCACAUGCAUGUGUUGAGGAAGAAUUAGAUUUCAAGAACAAGCCUGACUCCAUCAACUGCUUUGUGUGGCAGAUCUGUUCUCUUUAGGGAUGAUCUGCUUCCUCAUUGUUUCGGCUGCUACUGGUUUUUAAGCUUACCAGUUUUGCUGAUGGCCUUUCUUGUCAGUGUUCACAAGAAACACUGCCAGGGAAUAUCCUGCUAUCAGCACUGCCAUCUGAACUCUUAAGUGGGGGAAAUGCUGGCAAUUUGGCAGUUAAAAUGCUCAAGCUGAGCUGAUAAGUUCAAAUUAUUAUGUGUAUUUGGGUAUACAUCUUUUCUUCUUUGGUUUGUUGCUGUGCCUUGUUGGUCCAAAGUCCUCCAAGUCAUAACAUAUGGCCUCUCCUGUUCCUGGGUCCUGUUGUGGGUUUUCCCCAAGCUUCUUCCCCUCAGAUUCUUGAUUCUUUUACCCUGUUUCUCAUAUACCUGCUUUUCAGCCUAUUACCCAACACGGGUUCUUCCUUCACCUGUGAUGUUAUGACAGGAAGCCUUCCACCCACCCACUUUACAUUCAUCUUGCUUGCUUAGAACUACUUUUACUGUCCUCUUUUUUCCCUACAACGUAGAGCUGCUUUUGUCUCUAGGCCCCCACCCCUGCUCUGCACCCACCUUAAAGCCUUCCAGUCACCUAGAUGAAACUGCAAUGUUUGUCAGUGUUCCGUUAAUACAGCUCACCAUUUCCCGCUGGGUAGUUUGGCUGUUCAGGAUCAUUCCAAAACAGCCACUGCAGCCAAUGAUAGGAUGGGAGGCCUCAACAGUGACAUGCAUUCCGGGCUGUUUUAAAUUUAUUUUGAAUAGAUGGGUGGUUAAGGUACAUUGCCUUUUGUUCUAGGCACUGGGAUCCAUUGUCUUCCACUGCUCUUAGCUCAGUGACUCUUUGCUCAAACUCCUUUAGUCAGAGUGGUGCUGUAGACAAGGUAUCAGGUUUAAAUAUAUGAGACCCUGGUUGAAAUCCCCGCUGAGUCAGGAAACCCACUGUACUGCUCAACCAAGUCUAACUCAUAGCAUUUUGGGGAGGAUAAACAUGAGGGAAAGAAGGAUAUCCAGACUUUGAAUUCCAAAGAAACAGGGCAAAGGGUGGAUCUAAAUAAACCAACACAUAUGAUAUAUUUCAUCCCAUUAACAAAGUGGCCAAUCCUGGACGCCUAGAGUUUAAUCUUUUCAAACCCACUAGUUCUUGGCUGUAUACAUACUGUAUUACCAGCUUUAAAACACAGGAUAUUAUUUUCCUCAGUUCAGAUCGAAGCUGGUUUGAGGAGAAAUUCAUCUAAACCCUGUAUUUCAUAAGAAACAACAGGAUGGAUUGUGGCUAAUGUUGCGUCCCAAACUAGCAGUGGGAGCGCAUUGGAUGCAGAGUGUAAAUAGUAUAUACACAGCCUCUAUGCUCUGCUGGAGCAAGUUACUGUGAAAGUAUAUUUCUGCAGUGUAUUGGCAUGAGCUGGAUAGCAGAGGCUGAAAUCUGUGUGUCUGUGUCUUGUGGUUGGAUAAUCUUGCUUCUGCAAUAGGUGGAAUUAGGAACCAGAUUGAAUACAUUUACUUGUGACCUAUAUCUCAGGGUGGAAUUUCAUGUUACACAAGAAACAUGGUGUUCCCAGCCAUGUGUUCUCCUUGUAACCAGAGGUGCUGCUGUCAGAUUUGAAGUGCAGGAGAUCAUAAUGACAGUCGCAAUAGCCAUGCCCCCAAGGAGAUUCAGAUAUACACAUCUACAGUACACAGCAGAGUACCUGUUUUAUUAGGAACAGCUGACAGUGAGCAUGCUGGACUCUGGUUGGGAAAACCUGGGUUCAGAUCUCCUGAUCAGCCAUGCAAUUCACAGGGUGACUUCAGGCCAGUCACUUCCCGAGCCUAACCUAUCUGUCAAAGGGAUCGUGAGCCAGACCAGACCUGUCCUCUACCCCCACCCCAAGCUUACAAUGCUGCCAUAAACCGGCUUCAGCAGAUGUUGUAAUCGCUCCUUGCUAUGAAAAAAGCCCCAGAGCUUUGCUCUCCCGGUCUUCCUGCCCCACUAUAGCACGGCUUCUAACGUAAAGAAGAUGUUUGCAGAGGAGCAGCCGCAAGCCCAUGAGAUGGGAUGCCUAAUGGUUUGCCAGCCCACUGCUUCUGUCCUGCAGAUUUUCUCCUGCUUGGUCAGUUUCUCUUUGAUGCAUCAUCAGUGGUAGUAGCAGGGGACAGGUGAGAACAGGGUGAUGCUGAAGAGGAUAUGAUGCUGGUGUGGUGUGGGAAAGCUGUUUAAGUCAGAGGGAGGACUUAGAGACCAUCCACAAAGUAUUUUUUUUUUUAAAAAAGGAAUCAAUGCAUUAAUGUACUCUUCUGCUGGCAUACACUCAUUUCGUUUCGGAGGAAAAGCUACCUCUCCUUCCUUUUGGAGAAGCAGUAGUGUUACUGUGGGUGCAUGGUUUGGGGGGCAGAUGUCCAGGGUGCCACUUAUCAGAAUGAGCUGGAGGGUCCUAAAAAUGCAGCAGGGCUGUCUAGCCACAUUUGGAAGUAAGUACAUAGCCAUUAGGGAUGCAGGUGGCGCUGUGGGUUAAACCACAGAGCCUAGGACUUGCCGAUCAGAAGGUCGGCGGUUUGAAUCCCCACGACGGGGUGAGCUCCCGUUGCUCGGUCCUUUCUCCUGCCAACCUAGCAGUUCGAAAGCACAUCAAAGUGCAAGUAGAUAAAUAGGGACCGCUCUCCGGCGGGAAGGUAAACGCCGUUUCUGUGUGCUGCUCUGGUUCGCCAGAAGCGGCUUAGUCAUGCUGGCCACAUGACCCGGAAGCUGUAUGCCGGCUCCCUCGGCCAAUAAAGUGAGAUGAGCGCCGCAACCCCAGAGUCGGUUACAACUGGACCUAAUGGUCAGGGGUCCCUUUACCUUUACCUUUACCUAGCCAUUUAAAGAGGAGAGAGGUCUUCAGACCAUUAAGUCCAGAAUCUAACUGUACCACUGCACCACCACCAGUAGCAGCAAAAGUACAGAUCAUUUUCUGCUAAGAGUUGUAUCCCUUUCAGGGUACAUGUAAAAGGGGUGCGGGAGAGAAACUGAGAGAUUUUUAACAGAGAAAUACUGGAACGGGAAGCACUGAAAAGCCACUCCCUCAUCCAGUUUUCCUAUCCAUAUUACAGUCUCCACAGCUACACUUUGAAAAAGCCGUAAAUGUCAUGGAAAACUGUAUGUGAGCAUUAGUAAGCAUUUUUUUGCUAUAAAGUAGCUGAAUUUAUGGAAUUCACGCUUUCCAAAACAAUAGUGUAAACCAAGUACAGCUAUCCUUUCAAAUUUGCACUUAUUACAAUAUUGCAAUGCAGUUCUUUAACCACUGUUUACAAAAAAUGCAUAUAUUACGGGAGAGUUUACUAUCUAGAUAAAAAUCUAGAUAGCCUGGUUAAUUGAUUGAUUGAUUGUAUUUAUAUACAGUGGUGCCUCGCAAGACGAAAAGAAUCCGUUCUGCGAGUCUCUUCGUCUUGCGGGUUUUUUCGUCUUACAAAGCAAGCCCAUUAGCGGUUUAGCGGAUUAGCGCUACAGUAUUAGCGGCUUAGCGGGCUUAGCGGAUCAGCUGAUAAGCGGCUUAGCGAUCAGCUGUUAAGCGGCUUUAAGAUCACCUGAUAAGCGGCUUAACGAUCAGCUGAUAAGCGGCUUAGCGAUCAGCUGUUAAGCGGCUUAGCCGAUCAGCUGAUAAGCGGUUUAGCGGCUUGGGAAAAAGGGGGGGGGAGGAAAAAACCCCGCAGGAACUCGCAAGACAUUUUCGUCUUGCGAAGCAAGCACAUAGGAAAUUCGUUUUGCGAAGCACCUCCAAAACGGAAAAGCCUUUCGUCUAGCGGGUUUUCCGUCUUGCGAGGCAUUCGUCUUGCGGGGCACCACUGUACCACCCUGUACCUGAAGGUCUCAGCGUGGUUCAAAGGGCAGUUAAAAUAGCGUACAAAAAUGCAUUAUAUUAGGAGAAAUUGCUUGCAAAAAUUCACACGUCAGUCAAAACUUCAUAUAAAAAUGUGUUUCUUAGGAUAAAUUUGCAGUAAAAUGCAGAAUGUCUGCCACUUUGGAUGCAAAGUAGUAGACACAAAAGCCAUUUCCCCAUUUAUUCCCCAGAAAAUGCAACACAGAGAGGAAUGGAUGGCACAUCUGUGUAACCUGCUUGGCAUUGUGCCCUUCACUCUACCCUCCUCCUCCUCCUCCUCCUCCUCCUCCUCCUCCUCCUCCUCCUUCUUCUUCUCCUCCUCCUCCUCCUCCUCCUCCUCCUCCUCCUCCUCCUCUUCACAUUUCUAUACUGUCCUCCAUCUGAAGUUCACAGGGCAGUUCACAAUAUAAAAACACAAAAAUAUAUAGCAUGAUAAAAAACAAAAACAAUAACUCCACCAGCACACACACACACACAGUUUAAAAGGCUAUACUGUAGAUUGUUUAAUAAGCCAAAGGUCUGGGAGAAAUGUUUUUGCCUGAUGUCUCAAGAUAUGUAAUGAAGGUACCAGGUGAGCCUCCCCGGGGAGAACAAGUGGGGAGCCACUGCAGAAAAGUCCCGUUCUUGUGUUGCCACCCUCCAGACCUCUUGUGGACGAGGCACACAAACAAGGGUCUCAGAUGAUGAUUGCAGAGUCCAGGUUGGUACAUAUGUUGAAACCUUGAGGUAUUGUGGUCCUGAGCUGUUUAAGGCUUUUUAGGUGAAAACCAGGAAUUUGAAUUGGGCUAGAAAACUAACUGGCAGCCAGUGCAAUCAGGCUAGAAUUGGCGUUAUACGUUCAAACUGUCUUGCCCUGGUGAGCAACCUGGCUGCUGAAUUCUGCACCAACUUCCGAACCAACUUCGGAGGCAGUUGUUUUUCUAAAGCAAGACCAGGCAUCAGGUUCCCCCACCCCACCCCAUGCAAAUAAGAGACCAAUGAGGCUGGUUUUGGGGUCAAAACAUGCCACAAUGGUAUUGAAUACAGAUGAAAGAGGUUUGGCUUGGGCAUGGGGCAAUCAAAAUACUUCCAGCCGGUCCGCCGGAAGUGAUGCAUGGUCAACCCAGAUGGGGGUUCCCAAGACUUACAUAAAAUAGGGUGACCCCCGCAGGGACCACCAUCUGGGGGUGCGCCUUCGGCCCUGGCCCCUCCUGGGUACAUGGACACGGCCACUCCCCCCUCCCCAGAUACCUUUAACAGGAUACCCCAGCGUUUGGAGGGGCAGGCAGAGACUACAACCUCCCCUCCAUCCAAAAAAAGAGGAUUGCCCCAAUGCUUAACCAGUUGUGACAAUUGCUAUGAUGUAGGCAAAACCACUGGGUCAGUGCCAAUUUAGCCUGGCAGGCAAAUUCCUACCCAGCCCCUUAAAGAACGGCAACCACCGUAGCCGCAGCAAAGUCAUUGACUAUAAGUUUAAACCGAGGGUGGGUGAGCAGGGGGAAAAACCUGGUGAAGGAACAAACAGAUAGUGCCCCAAGUGUGGGCUGCUUAAAUGGCCAAGGGGCGGAUCCGAGGGAAGCCUACCUGCUCCGCCGGCUCUGCCCCCUGGCACAGCCCAAGUCUCCAGCCUGCACCCCCAUUAGCCAAAGCUGGGUGCAGGCCAGGAUCCAGUUCCUAUCAGGAAGGGCACCACUGUUCCAGUUACCUUGUCAGGGCCCUGGUGAAGCCUUUGCCAUCCUGCAACACCGCAGCACCAAAAGGGGUGAGCGGACGUGCAGUAAUCUAACCUACAGGUUACCAGAGCUUAGACAACAGAAGUUAGGCUAUCCCUGUCCAGAUAGUGAUCAAUUAACCAUCAAUUAACCAUCAAUUAAAGCACUGGCUGAUUUAUUUGCUGAUUAAGUUUAUUAAAGUUUAUUAAUAAAGUGUAUUAAGUUUAUUAAUGCCUUUUGUCAAGGGUUAAUGGCUCUACUUCACCUUUGCACACUGUGUGGCAGUGCAGAAGGGCCAAAUGGAAGCAUCUCUCAGUUUCUACACUGUAUUUUGUGAUGUAGCCUUUGUGCCUUGCUGAGUGAAGCAUACAGGGCUAUGUAGGAUCACUGAAACGGGUCCUUUGUUUGGAGAGAUAAAUUGCUAUGGCAACAAAACCCUUUGCAGAACCAUCUCAUUCUGGAAUCCCUUUGACCUUGACCUGAACUCAUUGCCAUUUUUGCUCUGUCACACAAGCGUGCCCUGCUCCAAAAGGAACAAGGCAUGAGCAAACCAGCUCGUCUCCGCAGCCAUCUCUUUUACACCGCUCCACCCUGUUUUGUGGGUGAGGAACUCCAUAAAUGAGUGAUUUAUAGAUGGGCUUGGCUUAACUAAAAUAUACACACAUACAAGCAAAAAGCAAUUAAUUGAGCCCUGCUUGGUAUCUAACAGCUAGACACCCAUAUUUGAGCUAGUAGUGGUGGCCUUACCGUUGAAUUUCAGUCAGCAAGCUGUGCAUUUUCCACACUAAAAUAAUUACAUUUCUGAAUCCAGGUGAUCUAAGUCUAGUACCAAGGAAAGCUAAGCUCGGCUAUCUUUCAGAGAUGGGCAUAAUUUCUUGUAUUUUAUUUACUAAUUUAUAGCAGAUAUUUACAAACCGAAGACUCAUUAUCAAGGCAGUGUGCAGCAAUGUAUACAAAUAGAAUGAGACAUGAAAAUGUCAUCGAAAUAAUCAUUAAAAUGGCCACCUUUUCUUGCAGGGGCAGGUGGAAUUACACAACUGAAUAGGCCUAUGGCACAACGUAAAAAGCUCUUCAAGAGACAAAUGAAAGUUAGCUGCAAGCAGUGCUUUUUUUCUGGAGGGACGCAGGGGUACGCAUACCCCUAAAUAUUUUGUGAAUCUCAGUUUGGCCUAAUUGAGAGGCAGUAUUUCAAUAUGAGUAGGAAAAUGAGAGUACUCCUAAACAUUUUUUUAGAAAAAAAGCACGGGCCGCUAGGAUAUAUGCCAAAUCUGAUGGAAGAGAAUUCCACAGGAUCUGACCAGCAACAUUAAGUCUACUUCUAGUUAAGGCCUGCCAGAUCUCUGUCACGCAGGGGACAACUAACAGCACUCCUCUGGAUAACCUAAACAGUGAUAUGGGUAAGCCAAAGUUGUUCAGAGCUUUGCAUAUUAAUACAAGAACCUUGAAACUGGCCAGGUAGCUUAUAGGCAGCUGGUGCUGAAGUUUUGGCAGAACUUUCACAUGCUGUCGGCCGUCUACAUACUUUAUUCAACAACUUAAACUAUUUUGCAUAAGUAAUUCUCCAUUUAAUAGUCAUGGUGGCAAGGAUCAAAGAGCUAUGUAGGACACUGAAGCUCCACCCCCAACCACACCUCUGAGCUCAAUUUCAAUCAUUUAUUUGCAGCCAUAAGGCCUAGAAACUUGCUUUUAAUUGUUUUCAAACCAAAAUGGAGAUGGCUAGAAAGUAGAAUUCUGCACUCAGUGCCACAAGUUCGUCUGUACACCUUCAGAAUUGUGACAUACACAGAGCUCUGAUUAAUCCACCUAUCACUACCACCAAAGGGAAAGCUAUGAUCCACCCAUCAGCUCCUCACAGACCAGGGAAAGGUAAUCUGUGGGCCUACAGAUAUAGCUGGAUUCCCAUCAGCCCCAGGCAGCAGAGAUUAGGGAUGAUGGGUGAUGUGGUCAACAACAUCUGGAGGGUUACAGGUUACCCACCCCUGCCACAGACCAACCACAACAUAUGCCAAAAGUGGAGCAGCAGAUCUGACUCUUCCCUUUGUUUGGAAGGCUGCAUUCCAGCUUACUGUGAAGUCUGCCCACCUUCCAGGCAUGUAAGAGACAUUAUCACAGUUCAAUAAUACUUUCCAGUCUGGCACAAGCUCUUGAACAGGGUUUGGAGCAGGCCUAGUGAGGGGUGUGGCCUAAGAAGAGGGGGUGUGGCCUGAGGAGGAUGUGUGAUUCCUGGAGAAUCCCAAGGACCAAAUAGAGCCACAUUCACCCACUGGCCCAAAGUUCCCCCCUCCUGGUUUAAACCCUCCAUGCCAUCAGGAGCCGACGCAGCUGCUGUUCACUUUUAAGAAACAUUCAGGCAAUUACAAAUUGUGUGAAUCACUUCAUGUAUGAUUUGUCAGCUCAGUUUUGGCCUGGGGUCCACUCACGGUAAAGAGACCAGCCAAGUCUGCAAGGGGAAAUAAUAUGGAAAAGAUUCUUGCACUCUCCCAAUCAAUCUAGAAAAUGGAACCGUCUGGAACUUCCUGCCUCUGGCCAGACAGACACCUGUGUGAGGGUGUGGGCCUGGGCUUACUAGCUCCUAACUGGCCAGGUUUAAUGGACUACUGUUCACUGGGCUGGAAACUGAAGAGAGAUGGAGGCAAGGGUUAUUAUUUUUUAAUCAAAACCACAUGCAGGUUUAAACACUUUUAAAAUCCAGAUAUUAAUCUACAGUGAUUGUUUCACAAUUUCCCGUGAUUCAUGAAGCCCUGCUAUUUCUCUCAUCAGAUGUGUGGAGUUGCGGGAAAUGUUUUUGAAAGAGCACCUGCGAUUCCUGACACCAUCCUUCAGCUAAUGUUAAUUAGCUAGGAGAAGAGUUGAAGUAUUGCCAGAAGCUCCGGGUCUUGCCUAGCUUGUAUUAAGAAAGGCUCAGAGAGCUGUGCUGAGAUCUAGCAGCAUGAUCAAUGGUCAGGAAUUGUGGGAGCUGUAGUUCAAAGGGCCACAGAUUCCCCGUUCCUGGGCUACAGCAUUGCAAGAAGCUCUCCGCUUUGUAGCUCAGCUGUUGCAAAGGCUAUCUGAAUGUCUGCCUCUAAGGUCAGAGUCAGUAUCCUUCAGAAUGCCAAUUGCUGGAAACUGCUUUUGUGCUCAGAUCCUGCUUGCCCAGAUUCAUCUGGUUGGCCUCAGUGAAAACAGGAUGCUUGACUAGGUGGGCCGUUGGCCUGAUUCUGAUGUUCUUAUGAAUCAUCAGUAGCAGUGUUUUGGCAGGGCUGCCCCAAGACAUUUUGCUGCCUGAGGCAAAGGACAAGAUGGUGCCUCUCCCAUUCCACACCUAAAGACGACCAGUCAGGCAGCUGAAUACUAGCAAUCAAAGAAACUGUGUCCCCUGCAAGCUAGAUUGGGGACACAGAGCAGGCUGCAUGGUGCACCCUGCUUACUGGGCAGCUGCCUCACCUUCCUUAAUGGCAGAGCCGGUCCUGUGUUUAAGCAACCUCAGUUAACACAGCAACCAUUUCAGUUUUUUAGAAAAGUAAGUGGAGCAGAAGAAAGCUAGAUGAUAGAAAGCAGGAACCAAGGGUGACAGAGAAGUAGAUCUGGAUUUAUAAACUGGUGAUUUAACGAUUUGGCAGAUUUUCCUUUUGCAGCACUGUUACCUAGUGAACGGAAAAAAGAGGGCGGGGGGGGGGAGGGAAGAGAGAACAAAUUACAGAUCCCUGGGAGGAAGGAAGCAAAGUCUUAAGGCAGCGGAGGAGGAGGAGGAAGAAGGGAUUUGAGGUAGGGGUGGGAGAUACAGACGCGAGUCUAUGUGUCUGAGCCACAGAGAUGCUUUUGAGCCACCUGGAAGGGCGGCUUCUGAACUGCAGACAUCAAAAACCCACCGACGGACGCGCUGUCUCCGGGACCGAAAGCCUUAGCCGGGUGCUGAGUGUAGGUCUUUCCUGCUGUCAGGCAAAAAAGCUUGCGGGGGGAGGGAGUUUGGCUAUUUUAUUUUAUUUUAAAACAAGGCCUGCAGAGAUCAAGGAAAAUAAGGAAGUGAGUGGACCAGAAAGUCCAGGCCUCACAUGGCAUUUCUUUAAACAUGCUAUGAAAAUUAGAUGAAAAACUUACUCAGAGGAGAUGGGGGAGGCAAGGUGGAGUCAGAAUCAAAGUAGGGAUUUGUUUCAAGCUAGUGGUGGUGAUUUUCCUAGCUGAGGAACAAUUUUUGUUGUAAGAAAAGUGAACUGUCCCUGAUAGCAGAUACCCUGACACAACCCCCCCAAAAAAAGAGAAAGGAAAGACCUCUUCACUUUUUUCUGGCCUGUUCUGACCUACAGAAAAGUUAUUUUUUGUUUCUUUAUAGAAUCAUAACAUGGAUGUAUUUAUUUAAGUGACUUCUGGGGGUGUACGCAACACCACUUUAAGGUGGAUUUGUUUCGUCUUCACGUGAGCAUGUUUUUUCACUGCAUCCGCACAACAUCCUCCAAGUGGCAGCCCACAUUUUAUUCCCAUUUAAUUCUGAUUCGCCCAGUCUACAGAUAACACAGUAUGGGGGGGAAUGUGACCUAAAAUCACACAUUACCUAGGUAUGGAUGCACUAGAGCGCAUUGGGUACGGGGGCUAUUUUCCCCCAAUGUGCUUGGUGGCGCUUUCCUGGGCGCUGUCCAUCGCAACACACCCUACUUCCAUUUGCUCAUCACCUGAAUGCAAACUAACAAUUUUGUUACCCAUAGGGAAAGAUACAGAUUGCCUAUUUCCACCAGUGGUUGCUGAAGGCGCAUUUGUAUGGUUUUUGUAAUUUUUUAAAACAGCUGUUUAGUGUGGAACUUCUGUUGCACACAAUGGCUGUAUUAAAAAUAAAUAUUAAAUAGGCCAAAGCAGGUAUGGGGGUAGUGGGGAGAGCAAAAGAAGACAAACUGUCUCCACACCCCUCUCCUCCAAAUUGCUCUCCCCAUCCUGCCUUGGCCAUGUGCGCUUGUGUGUGCGCAUUUGAAAUGUACUGUUUAGGUCCUUCUCCAAAAACACUGUGGCUUUCUGUGUUGGGCGGAUGCGUGGAGAUCAGAGGAGCCUGUGUCUCCACCUACCCAGCUGUUCUUUGCUCUGGCAAGGCACUCCUUUGUGGGCUGCUACCUGUUUAGCUGAUGGGGCCAAGCACAACGCACAAAUAUGUUUUCGGUUUUGAAACUGCUGUUUUGCGCAAAUUUGGUUUUAAAAAAUCUAUUGCAAAAAGUAAAAACUGGCCAUUUUGCCCACUGUGAAACACGCUUGAAGCUUGGGCUUUGGUAAAGUUUCAUUAUUGUACUAAUGCAUUGAUUUUUUUUUUUAAAGGUGUAUGUGGAUAGGUAGACACCUGGGCACAAUGGAUCUCAGGUGUCUGGAAUGUCAGACGGAUGGGGAAGUAUUAAUGGAGGAGACAACGCCACACAGUGCAAAUACAUUCCAUCAAGCACUGCUUGCUGGCAUAGACAGGAAACAUUGAGAUAGUUUUAAACUGAAAGCACUUUCAGUUGGUUAAAGCAUGAGGCUGAUAAUGCCAAGUUUGCAGGUUUAAUCCCCAUAUGGCUCAGCUGCAUAUUCCUUCAUUGAAGGGAGUUGGACUAGAUGAUCCUCUGGGUCCCUUCCAACUCUACAAUUUUAUGAUUCUAUGUGUGGACUGGGCCUGUAAAACCCACUUGCACACAGUCUCUAUUUACUCAUACACACCCAGGUUAUAAAUAACUGGACAUGAACCCCACAUAAAACAGAAGCAGCAGGAGAAAACAACACCAGGUUUAAAACUGUAUAGAAAGUCAGCAUUUAAAAAGCUUUGGCAAGUACAGUGGUACCUCUGGUUACGUACUUAAUUCGUUCCGGAGGUCCGUUCUUAACCUGAAACUGUUUUUAACCUGAGGUACCACUUUAGCUAAUGGGGCCUCUCGCUGCCACCACGCGAUUUCUGUUCUCAUCCUGAAUCAAAGUUCUUAACCCAAGGUACUAUUUCUGGGUUAGCGGAGUCUGUAACCUGAAGCGUAUGUAACCUGAAGCGUAUGUAACCCGAGGUACCACUGUAAUAAGCCCUUACCUUGGUAUGAAAAAGACUCCAGCACCCUUGGGUAGGACCCAGUGGUACUAACACCUGCCCUGGUAUCUGGGUCUGUAGGCCGCCAUUUUAAUUCCCCAUAAUACUGCUGAUAACAGGGCAUUGUGUGAAACUCAAGUGGCCAACAGCUGCUCUCACCAUCGCUGCCAAGUAAACCCACCCACUUAAGAAGGGGACUGCUAAAGGGCAUUUAUGCCUAGGGUUCCCUCAGCCAGUGGAGCCCUCCAUAAUCCCCUGUCUUCAUGGAAGGCAUUUCAGAAUUGGGAUACCACAACUGGAAAAGCCCUGUUUUAUAGGCGGUGGUGGUGGGGACCCAAAGAAGGACUUGUGAGAAUCAUUUUAGUGUCCCAGCAGAUUCAUGUGAGAGAAGGCGGUCUUUAAGGUCCUAUAACUAGAAGAGCAUAAAUUGAUGUUGUUGUUAAUUUCAGUUUGUUUUAAUUUCAGUUUACAGUGGUACCUCGGGUUACAUACGCUUCAGGUUACAGACUCCGCUAACCCAGAAAUAGUGCUUCAGGUUAAGAACUUUGCUUCAGGAUAAGAACAGAAAUCGUGCUCCGGUGGCGCGGCGGCAGCAGGAGGCCCCAUUAGCUAAAGUGGUGCUUCAGGUUAAGAACAGUUUCAGGUUAAGAAUGGACCCUGCGGAACGAAUUAAGUACUUAAUCCAAGGUACCACUGUAUUGCCUGCCCUUCACCCCAAGAUCCCAUGGCAGCUUACAACAAUUUGAAACCAUCUGACCACCAGCACCCAUCUACCAGCCAGCCAAAUCACCUGGAGUCACCUCCAAGCAUGCGUUCCAGGGACAAAUGAAAUAAUUAAAUCUUUCAUGUGUAGAUUCCCCACCCCCCACCCAUAAGUAACUACAGAUAGCCCUCACAGAUAGUGCAUUAGGGGAAAGGGCUUCAAGGACAGUCAGUUGGCUUCUGAUGUGAUGUGCAGAUGUGAGCCCUGGCAUCACUCUUCCUUAAUAAAUUAAGAACUGCUCUGCCCAGAUCUGCCCAUGCAAUCCAGGCCACUCUGUGCCACAAGCAGAGAGAGCAGGUGCUCUGUAAGAAAAGUGCCUGCAGAACAGAAUAGCUCCAGGUGACUCAGGAAAGUGAGUGAACCAAAUCACGCACUUCAUGAAUCAGGUAGGAAACAUUCGAGUGUUAUGAAGUGAUAUUAUACUGCAUCGCACCACUGGUUUUCCUAGUCCAAAACUGUCUACUCUUGACGGGUAGCAGUUGAGUCUCUUCAAGAUCUACGCCUUUAAACUGGGUAUGCCAGGAACAAAACUGGAGACGACUUUGGUUAUGCAUAGUUUGCGCCGUGUCACUCGGCUGUGGUCCCAUUUGCCUGACUAAUCGGAUGAGGAGGAAAUUCCCUCCCAAAUUUAGACACCACGCAAACUCUGAGGUACAAAUUGCACCAGGUUAUCCUAAAAGAAUAUUUGCUAUGGGCUGUUUCCAAGUGCAUGCCACCCUGAAUACUAUCUCUAACGAUGGCAUUCCCUCCUAUAGCCUAGAGAGAGGGGAAGCCCAUAAAGUCUUAUGUGAUGUACCCUUUCUGAACACAAUUCUCUGUUCUGCUCCCAUGUUAAUAAGAGGGAAGUGAAAGCUGUUGUGAGGAUUUUCCACUUUGGGUGUCAAAAUAACUUGGACCAGCCUUGGUUAUGGGCCAAACGGUACAUUAUACACAGAUUAUAUAACUAUAGACCCAGUAGGUCUUUUUCAGAUUGUAAAUUUGCUUUUUAAUAGACAACUGAGAAUGUGGAAGUAAUUGGGAUGGGUGGGUGCCCUUACUCCUUUUCCCACAUGCCACUAUGCUGUUGCAAAUAACCCCAUGGCAGUUUUCCUCAUGUGGCGUUUUUGAGACAAAGAAUAAUUGGGUCAACAUUUACUUACUUGCUUGCUUGUUUAUUUAUUUAUAAAAGCUUACAUACUACUUGGAACAAUAAAAAAAUACAUACAAUAAAACCAAAUCCACUAAAUACAUUAAACAGCUACCAAACAUACCAGCCUCAUAAAUAAUAAUCCAGAAUCAACAAAAAUAGCAACUCAUAAAACUCUCGAAGCCAGAUGAAGAAAAUGGGAAUCACUUUAACAUAUCUGCAAUGAUAACAUUUCUUUAGCUGUAGUUAGAGGAUAUCCCCCUGGGAUAUGUCCCAGGGGCCAGGGGCCUAUUCCUAUAAUCUUUUGGACCAGGCCCCAGAUCUGCCCUUUCCCCGCUUUUAAAACUAAACAACAACAACAACUUUGCCUAUAGGGUGAAUGGUCAUACUACAAAGUGCAGUGCUGGUGAAACCCCAGCUAGCCACCAUUUUAAUUAAUUCUCCCAGAGGCACUUGUUUUAGUUUUAUUAUGUACAUAAGCAAAUGUAAAGUGAGAUCUCAGCUCUCUCAGAGGCUUAGUGAGGGCAGCAGGCCAGGCAGAGUGGCAUCAUUAUUUCUUCGCCACAGCCUCACUCGGGAAAACACACAAAAUAUCUGAAUACUGUUGAUGGAGAACAGAACUGGAGAAGGGAAGCUAGACUGCAGCAGCCAGAAGAAUUGUUGCACAGUAGUUUCUGAGCAGGGGCAGUCUAUUUGAGCAGUGAGAACAUGGAAUUACAGCCAAUUCAAGAGCCACCACCAAUUUUAACCUGCUCUUGGGCAGUGCGGGUCCCGUGGCGAAAAGGAGCAUAAAAGAGGGAGCUGUCUCUGAGCAUAAGAAUUUCUAGUUGUCGCAACUGCUCACAGCCUCCUGUGUGCAUUCUCUUAGGAAUGCUUUCAACAUUUCCGUCAGGUAGGCCACUGUCAUUCGAGCAUUCACAGGCAAAACUGAACACACAGCAACAGAAAUCCUCCCCACCCCCAUGCUGCUCCCUGAAAAGCUGGCUCUUAAUUUAAAACUCGUAUUUCAGAUUUUGAAAAUCCAACUUUUGGAUGCACAAAGUGGGGUUUCCCCAGCUAAUUCUGCAAAAUGUCAGGCCUCUUUCCAAAAUCUAUUUAGCCUCUAGUGCAAAUCUAGGAUCUUUCAUCUCUCUAAAAUCUCUCUCUCCCCCCGCCCCCCCACUCUACCCUCUUCCUCCCGAAUCCAUCCUCCUCAUCGGGCUAUCUUCCUUUCCACCCCACCGCCCUUUCCCUCUUUGUCGCCAUCCAACAAGCGGAACUCUCUUCCUAAGUGCAUGGAAAGGAUUGGCGGCAACUGCCUCUCUCCUUGUAAUUUAUGCAAAUGGCCUCUAUAAUUAGCAGUAAUUUCAAGGCACAGCUUGGUGCUUCAGACGCUCCUCAGCGAGGAAAUGCCCCAACGGUAAUUCUACGGCAUUAACUUUAUUUACUCCACCUGUGUGGUCUCGGCACUAGCUAGGCCUGUGAGCAAAGAUAUGAUACCGGUUCUCUUCCGGGAGAUGAUCCUGAGCUGGGGGCAAGCCCCUACCUGUCCCCAGGGAACCAUGGCCUUGGGAAAGGGGGGGGGGUACUGCAGGCAGAUGCUCCUGAUAAAAAGUUCCAUGAGUUUCACACUAGGGCCUCAGGGUGAAAAAAUAAUAUUUGGGAUGGGAUCUGUAGAUUUACGGGAUAAAGCGUCAUCCUCACUCCCCCCACCCUGAAAGAUGCUUCCUGUGGAACCUACUUUUCAAUCUGUAGCUAUUUAAUAUUGAUCAUACUCUCAGGGAUUGAUCCUGUAUACUCGCUUUAUCCUUGGCCAUUGGACAUGCUGGCUGGGGCUAAUACAGGAUUGCUAUACGUCUGGGAAUUCCUGGACAGAUCUGGAAUACAGCAGUCGGCAGCAACGUCCGGGCGAAAAUCCGUUUUAGGAAAUGUCCAGGAAAAUCCAAACAUAUGGUAGCCCACUCAUGUCGGCAGUGCCAUUUAUGACGAUUUAACUUAAAAAUAGCUCAAAAACGGCAUUUUUUUGCAAUUUUUUUCCCAAAGAAGCUCAACAACUUUGGGCAGAACUAAAAAAAAAAAGAGCUAAACAAUUUUGGCCAAAAAAACCUCAACAAUUUUCACUGUUUGAAAUAUGGCAACCCCAGCAGCUGGUGACUGGUCCAUUGGAUUUAGGAAGUGUAGAAGUUUUCAAGUGACUUCUAUUGAAUCAAGACCAUGGAUAAGCAUAAUAGAUGUCUCGUGGAUAAUAAUGGCAUUGAAAUUAAUUGGGCGGGCAGGGGAAGUUUAAUUCCAAAAGUAAAAAAAUGGUGCACAAGUUUAUAAUUCUAGCUCUGAAUUCUGAAGUUUUGACUGGUUUUGAAUUGGUGCAAUAUUUUGUUUCAACUGCACAUAUGUAAUCCAAACCUCAAAUGAAAGCAAGAGCCAUAUAUAUUUGCAACAACAAGGCAGUCCAUUAACAUAACAGCCGCCAUCUGUGGAAGCACUAAUGGCCCUCAAUCAAAUGGAGAGUAUCCUCACAUUCACUGUGCAAAGCAAGAGAGAGAGACACUGGGUACACACUCCUGUUUACUCUGCACCCAGUCUUCUCCCAUGGCUGGUUUGGGAAGUGGCGUACAGUGGUACCUCGGGUUAAGAACUUAAUUCGUUCUGGAGGUCCAUUCUUAACCUGAAACUGUUCUUAACCUGAAGCACCACUUUAGCUAAUGGGGCCUCCUGCUGCCGCUGCGCCGCUGGAGCACGAUUUCUGUUCUCAUCCUGAAGCAAAGUUCUUAACCCGAGGUACUAUUUCUGGGUUAGUGGAGUCUGUAACCUGAAGCAUCUGUAACCUGAAGCAUAUGUAACCUGAGGUACCACUGUACCCAUGUUGAAAACCUCAGUCCAUAUAUGUCCUGUCACUUAUUAUGAAAUACUGUAUUUUAAUGUGUUUUUCCUCAAAUGGGCUUUGAACCAAACUGAGAAAAGAGCAGCCUGUAAUGCGUACACAGCCACAGACUCCCAUCAAGUGCAGCUGUUUUUUCAGCACCAGUUCUUAAAAUCUCUGGCUGUACUCGGCUUAAAGAAUGUAAAUCUGCAGCCUAAAGAGUUCAUCAGGUUAUAUCCACACCAUAUCUUCAAAACACUCUUAUACCACUUCAACAGUUGUAGUGAAUCCUGGGAACUGCCCCAUGAUCCUUUGGGGGAUGUCAUAAAGUGCUUCCAUGUAUGGUAUGAACGUGACCUCAAUCUCAGUGUGGUGCAGUUGUGCUUCAAGACCCAGGGAGACCCAGAUGAGUUAUGAAGCUUACUGUCUGACCAUUUUGAACACAAACCUGCAGCACAAGAUGAUUGUGAGGAUAAAAUGUUGUCUGUAUGUGUAAGAACCAUGUAUGCGACUUUGGAUGAAAGGUGUGGUAAAAAUGCAAUACAUAUAAAUAAUAAUAUUUUCUUGUGUGCACUUAUAAGCACUGGAAUGCUACAGCCCGAAAGGACAGAAUGCACUCUUUGUGAGUGGUUCUCCAAUGCGAAGGACAAACCUAGCCAAGGUGGGGUUUUGGUGCAGUUUUGUAUCCAGCUAGGGUGCUUCUAUGCAGAGGUUUAUUAAAAAAUCAGUGCAGCUCAUGUACAUCUGCUUAAAUUCCACUGCAGGGGGAACCAGGAACUCUGGAAUUUCAGCAGGCUGCAUUCAGAAUACAGUGGUACCUCGGGUUAAGUACUUAAUUCGUUCCAGAGGUCCGUUCUUAACUUGAAACUGUUCUUAACCUGAAGCACCACUUUAGCUAAUGGGGCCUCCCGCUGCCACCGCACCGCCGUAGCACAAUUUCUGUUCUCAUCCUGAAGCAAAGUUCUUAACCUGAGGUACUAUUUCUGGGUUAGCGGAGUCUGUAACCUGAAGCGUAUGUAACCUGAAGCGUAUGUAACCCGAGGUACCACUGUACUGUUUUGCAGUCCUUGUAUUACUAUUUUCAACCUGAUCUUCAUAAUCACCCUCUGGAAUAGGUCACUAUUAGUCCCAUUUCGUUGAUGGUCAGCUGAAUCCUGGAGGGAGUGACUUGCCCAAGGCCACCCAGACAGCACCUCAGUCACUUCCAACUUUACAAUUCUAUGAUUCCUAACUGAGGCAUGACUUUUAAGUUAGAGUUUCUGAUGUCUGAGUCCCAAUGCUUUGGAUCUAGGAAGUGGUUGAGGACAAUCUCUGCUCAACACUGCAUCUUUGAAGAUGGGAGAGAAGCUGGUUUUGCAUCAUGCUCUCUAGACGGUAGAUUGUGGAAAGCUGGAUAUUUGGCUGGUGGAAUACUGAUGAAAUUCGCUUUUCUGAACACCUUCAGCAAGCUAAAUCUCAGCAGAGCGGGCUCAGUGGAACAGGGGCACAGCUUGGCAGCAGAUUACGUGGCUUUGCAUGCAGAGGGUCCCAGUUUCACUCCUGUUGUGUGCAGGGAAGAGUUGUCCUGCCUGAAAAACAUCAGAAUACUGCUGCCAGUUGUCUUUGUCCAUGGAGUUUUCUUGGCAGGGAUACUGGAGUGGCUUGCUGGUUCCUGCUCCAGGUAGUGAGAGAUUUUACUUUCUUGGCUCCAUGAUCACUACAGAUGGUGACAGCAGUCACGAAAUUAAAAGACGCCUGCUUCUUAGGAGAAAAGCGAUGACAAACCUAGACAGCAUCUUAAAAAGCAGAGACAUCACCUUGCCAACAAAGGUCCAUAUAGUUAAAGCUAUGGUUUUCCCAGUAGUGAUGACUGGACGAUAAAGAAGGCUGAUCGCCAAAGAAUUGAUGCUUUUGAAUUAUGGUGCUGGAGGAGACUCUUGAGAGUCCCAUGAAGAUCAAACCUAUCCAUUCUUAAGGAAAUCAGCCCUGAGUGCUCACUGGUAGGACAGAUUGUGAAGCUGAGACUCCAGUACUUUGGCCACCUCAUGAGAAGAGAAGACUCCCUGGAAAAGAAUCUGAUGCUGGGAAAGAUGGAGGGCACAAGGAGAAGGGGACGACAAAGGACGAGAUGGUUGGACAGUGUUCCCGAAGCUACCAGCAUGAGUUUGACCAAACUGCGGGAGGCAAUGGAAGACAGGAGGGCCUGGCGUGCUGUGGUCCAUGGGGUCAGGAAGAGUCAGACGCGACUAAACGACUAAACAACAACACUGCUGCCAGUCAGUGCAGACCUGGGGUGGAGAACCCAUAGCCCUCCAGAAAUUGCUGGACUACAGUUCCCAUCAUCCUUGGCCACUGGACAUACUGGCUAGAGCUGAGGGGAGCUGGAUUCCAACAACAUCUGGAGGAUGCGGGCUCACUAUCCCUGGUGUAGACAAUACUGAACUGGUUCGUCGAAUGGUCUGACUCAAUAUAAGGCAACUUUCUCUGUUCCUGUUUAAUCCAUUGAAAGUUGGGCCCUUCAGGCAACCAAAGACCAGUUGGAUGUGUGCGUGUAGCUCUUGUGCUGACAGUCCAACUUCCCCAAUUAAAGGAAAAACCGGUUGUACUCCGAGAAGACCUUUGGGUGUGCAUCAAAUGUCCUUAGUUUUGGUAUGUGUGAUGUUCCCUCUGGCUACUGUUAAGAGGCAUACUGCUUUAGAAUGUGUUUCAAGAAACCAAAAGUGUUCUUUCUUGUAUGGAUGCCAAAGCCCAGAGAUUUCAGCAUGGAGAAAGCCCAAAGCCAACCUGAAAUCUCCUCAACCUCACCAUCUUUGCAGCAAGGGGUAUUGGUUGUCACCAGGUGGCGCUCUUGCCAAUGCAACUAAGAGCAGUUUCACAAGUUACGCAAAAGGCCAAAACAGCGCUGUGCACAUUCAGGCAAUCUUGCUACACAAGGGAGACACAUUUGGAAUUAGGUCAAAUCCAAUAUUUUCAGCUUCCAUUGUGAAAAAAGUUUCGAGUGAACGUAAUCAUGGGGGCAACGCCUUUGAAGUGGGAAAGGGCUGACCACAAGUUGCGUAACUCUUUAGCCAUAAUAAACUGAAGCAGAAUAACAGACACACAGUAGUAUGGAUGCAAAUGUAGUUAAUUUGUCUAUAGGAUUCUGUUAGGAUUCUGUUUUCUUGGUGCAGCAUGUGUACGUGGAAUCCACAUCCCUGACUAAAGGCACUUUUUCCUCACUUUGGCUAUUUGUGUGCAAGGGUGAAUACCGUGCUGAAGGUGUAGAGAUAGUUUAAAAAAACAAAAACUGAAGUUCAUGUAGGAAGAGAGAUUUACAGUGGUACCUCAGGUUACAGACACUUCAGGUUACAGACGCUUCAGGUUACAGACUCCACUAACCCGGAAGUAGUACCUCAGGUUAGGAACUUUACCUCAGGAUUAGAACACAAAUUGUGCGACAGCGGCACAGCAGCAGCAGGAGGCCCCAUUAGCUAAAGUGGUACCUCAGCUUAAGAACAGUUUCAGGUUAAGAAUGGACCUCCAGAACGAAUUAAGUACGUAACCAGAGGUGCCACUGUACAUUAAUAUCUGAACCAUCAUUCACUUAUGAGCAUUAAGUGCAUGACUGGUCUUCCAGUUUCCACUGUUAACCACAUCUCCCCAUAUACUCCAGACAAAGGGGUUUGUGGCUAUCAUUUAUUUGCUACAGGAAGCACCUUGCAAACAGAGAUCAUGUGACCCAGGUGGCGCGGCAGUGGCAGCAUCAAAGCUUCACAGGUGGUAAUUAGAAUGAUUUUUCAACUCGCUGAUGAAAAACACCCAUCAUUUAAAUUAAAUAUAUAAUAUGGGAUAAUGUAAGCUUUGGGCGAGGGUCUGAAAUUUGCAGCCCUAUCCUUGGCAUCUUAUUCAGGAGGAAAUCCUGCUUGGUUCUGCGAGACUUACUUCCAUGUAAGUGUACAUAGGAUUGCAGCCUCGGUGUAUAUUCUGCUGGUUGUGUGUGUGUGUGUGUUUAAAUCUAAGUUUAUUGGUCUAUAACAGGGUUGGGGUACUGUGAUACAAAUCAGCAUGGCCAAAAGUCAAGGUGGUGAAACUUAUACAUUCAGCAAUGCCUGCCACUCCAAAGAUUUCCCUGGUAUAAAAUAUAUUGACAUGUCAUUUCAACAUAGUAAUCUGUCCCAAAUUUUAGGAGACUGGGUAUGAAUUGGAAUAAACAAGGGCAUAAAUAUGCAACUGAAGGGACAGGAAGGCCAUCAGAGCAAAACCAGGCCACCUACCACCAGAUUCCCCCACAGAUUAAAUCGCAAAAUUCAGAUUACAGCGUGACAUUGGCAGAACAAAGGAGCGAAUCAAAUGCUUGACCUCAAAAAUGCUCUCCUCAUUCACACCUCCUUGCUGCUCACAUUAUAUUUCAUUUUUAAUUUGUAUGCCACCUUUCCACUUUACCGUUCUUAGGGCAAAAUAUGCAGCAAAGUAACAUGGUCAUCUUCGAACAACUUGAGCAAUAUUCAAAUUCAAAAUACAACUAAAAUCCAGAAUAUAACUAAUAAUAUGUGACACAAUUAAAAAAUGAAUUUCACAUAUAACAUUACGAAAUAAUAUAAUAUCGGCUAAUGAUAAUAAAAUAAAAUCACCCCAUCAGUUAUGAUAAACCUCAGGAGUACAUAAGAAACAACCAAGAAAAAUGGGUUAUCCAGACUAGGAAUGGGGGAAGAAUUUCAUUCAGUUUGCUUUUAUAGGCGAAUCUGUCAAACACACACUUUCUGAAACAAUCUGAGAACUGAAACACAGCAAGGCUUUGAAAUUUGCAAUUAUGCAACCAACAAAAAUGUUUACAAAAAUGCAUAUAUUAUGAGAAAGUGUGCAUAAAAUGAUGCAUUUAUUAGUGAGAAUAGCAUAAAAAUGCCUUAGGUUAAGUUGUACAUCAGUCACAGCUGUGUACAAAAAUAUGUUUUAUUAGGAGAAAAUCACACUAACAUGCUGGUGAUUUUGUUUUUAAUUGCAAAUCGCUGUAAACUAAAUUUAAGAUUGAAAAAUGAGAAACAGAGAACCAACGUUGAUAGAUCGUUUGAUCCCUAAUCCAGACCAAAUUAGCUACACUCGGGGCCCUUUUAAAUCUAUGUGAAAAGAUUAGUCAAACUAACUCCCAUCUGGAUCCAACCCAGGAGUAGCAAAAUGAUUUAUUGGGCUAACUUCCAGCCAGGCGUGCAAUACUAUCCUUUAAAAAUAAAUAAAAAUGAAUUCCUACACCCGAAGAUGAACUCUGUGUAACCUAAAAGCUUACACUCCCAGCAUUCUCCAUUGUAAUCUAUGGCCCAAUAAAGUAGCAUCCAUUUCUUGCUCAGCACAGCUGACAAUGCCAUUUAAUGCACAUGAAUGAGCAAAUACCUGGGUUGAGAGGAGAAGGGGGAAAACAUUCCUUCACCAUGAGUUGAUUCCCAUGUAACCUUUUUGUGACCUCCAGCAGAGGGUCAGUUGGUUGGGUGGCUUUUUAAAUGUUUAUUUUGCUUCAGGGUUUUUUUUCUCUUUGGUCAUUGCGGAAUGCUGAUUGCUCUCUAAUCCUUUUAAUGUAACCAGCCAACCUGUCUUCAAUAGAAACUGCCUGAAUUAAUGUCGCCAUUUCUUUCUACUUCAGCUUCAGCCUUUCCAAGACUUAUUUUGUUCAGUCCCCAAUGCCUGAAAUAAAGAAUAAAAAUCCAUAUAUAAUUGGGUAUUGUUGCUAUUAUUACUAUUUAUCAUUUAUCUAAUUCCCAUCAGUGCACGACAUACAGUACCAGAAAGGUUGCUGGGUUAAGUUUGUGUGUUGCGCGGAAAACAACAAAGAGUCUUGUGGUGCCUGGAAGACGAACGUAUUUAUUACGGCAUAAGCUUUUGUCGAAACACGAAGUGUAAUCCUCAGUUGCAGGUACAUGCAAACAGGAGGGGGGAAUUUUUUAGCACGGGCAUCAGAGGGAAAUGAAAUGCAAGAAAUAAGAGUCAGUUACAAUUCAGUUACAGCAAGAUGUAUGCAACAUAAGUACAGUAGCCCUUUGCAAGAGCAGUGAUAGGUGAUAAAUCUUUGGCAACAUGAGUUAAUGAAGGUCUGUAAUGGUACAGGAAACAGUAGCAGCCCAUAUUGGGGGGAGCAGAAGUGGCAUGAGGCUUGGUUAGGGCAAGGUUGUAGUGAGUUGAGACGCGGUGUCAGGAGGGGCGCUUAAUAGCUCCCCCUCUCAAUGGGCUGGAGCAGUCAGGAAACCGUUGUCUUUAUCCAGCCCUAAAUGAUUAGAACUGAACUUUUUUGAUGAAUUGAAAUUCUGGCGCUGUGGUCUAAACCACAGAGUGUAGGGCUUGCCGAUCAGAAGGUCGGCGGUUCGAAUCCCCGUGACAGGGUGAGCUCCCGUUGCUUGGUCCCAGCUCCUGCCAACCUAGCAGUUCGAAAGCACGUCAAAGUGCAAGUAGAUAAAUAGGUACCACUCUGGCAGGAAGGUAAACAGCUGGUCACAUGACCUGGAAGCUGUCUGCGGACAAACGCCGGCUCCCUCGGCCAGUAAAGCAAGAUGAGUGCUGCAAGCCCAGAGUCGUCCGUGACUGGACCUAACGGUCAGGGGUCCCUUUACGCUUAACUUUCCUGUUAAGAGCCUCCCUUUGAUGUUUGUUUGUGCAAAUAUAGCCACAGUAAUUCAGUAGCAGUGUGCUGCUGAUACACUGAAACGGUCUCCUAUUAGGAAUCAGGGCUCAAAACUGGGUUUCUUUAUAUCCAGUCCUAAUCUGUUAGCUAUUGUGUUUCAGCCCCUGCUUUGGAGGCAAGGACUUGAACCAAUUGAUUCAAGCCACAAGAAAAGAGAUUUCGACUAAACAUCAGGAAGAACUUUCUGGCCGUAAGAGCUGUUCAACAGUGGAACACACUUCCACAAGAAGCAGUGGACUCUCCUUCCUUGGGGAUUUUUAAUAAGAGGUUAGAUGGCCAUCUGUCAUGUAUUUUAGCUGAGAUUCCAGUAUUGCAAGGGAUUGGACUAGAUGAUCCUCAGGGUCCCAAAUUUACAAUUCUUUGAUUCUGUAAGAGAGAGCCAUUAAUCACCUGCAGAGUGCACCCUCUAGAUAACUGCGUCUGCAUCCAGUCCAUACAUAUCUGAGGUUCGGGAGCAGUGCUGCGGAAAGCGGUUGGCUUCUAGGUACGCAUUAUUAUUCUCAGUAUCUCUGGUUUUUUAACCACCAUUUUAAAGAAAAUGGAGCCAAUCCAAGCACUCCAGUGUGAACUUCUCAUUCUGUACCGCAGAACGAAAACAACAGCAACCAAACAUGUCACCGCAGUUAAUGAACCGAAGUUUUGAAGGAAGCAGAGGAAAGAGACCACAGCUUUCUGCCUCUAAUUAUCCUGUUUGUGCAUCUGAAAAAAAGUGGGCUCUAGCCCACUCAAGUUGCAACAGGUAACAUGUUGAUGUGUAUAUUCCCAUCUUACAUAUGUAAUACAUAUCUCUUUAUGUGUGUACGUACUGUCUUUUACAAAGGAGACCCACUGCCAAGGCACUUGUCCCUGACUGAAAGGGUUAAAGUCAGCAGGUAGUGGGUGGGGCUGAGAGGUGGGGUUUGGCUCUAUCCUGGCUCCUUCCCUGCUGUGAGUGCUUGAACCAGUCACUCCUGGAGUGGCACUUGCAUAUACCUGCCUAACUUGCCUCUGACACAUUCCCUCUCAGUGCUCUACCGGGACUGCCUUACUUCAUUGGAUUCUGGAUUUUGCUUUGGAGACAGCAACACAAUUUGCCUGACAAGCCAAUGUGGAAAGACCUGCUGGAGGAUCGCUGCUCCUACCAGUCACUCUAAACAAGUAUGUAACUAAACUUUUUUUUAUUCUCUCUCUGUCUCUUCUUUCUCUCUCUGUGUGUGUUUUGUUUUGGAAGACAGCUCUUCCCAGGCAGAUGCUAAAGUCACAGGUGGACCAAGGGUGCCAUAAAGUGACCCAAAACUUGGAUCACCUUCUACCGAUAAUGACAGGUGGAUAAAAUUGUAAAGAAAUGUUCUCUAACCACCGCCACCCACCCCAUAAAAAGGUAAAGGUAAAGGACCCCUGGAUGGUUAAGUCCAGUCAAAGGCUGGGCGACAUAAUUCAUUGAAGUAUUUUAAUAAGAUCUGCCACAUACUUAAACAUCCAACUUGGUGGUCCAUAUCCUGUCAUUUAAUUCUGUACUAAGGAAGCCCCCCUGCUAGCACUGCUCUGAAUUAUGCAAACCCUUGAAACCAUUUUUUAAAGCAGUUUAUAAUUUAGUUAGCUGUACUUUUUGUUUAGUGAGGCAUUCAAAGCAACGUAGCUGAGCUUGCGACCCUGUGCGCACUUAGGAAAAAGUCCAGUUGAACUCAGGGAGAACAUAUUUCCAAGUAAGCAUGCAAAAUAUCAAGUUGCAGAAAUACCUUUUUAAAAUAAUGGACCGAAAGACUGAUGAAAAGCUGGUUUAGUGCAAUUACACAAGUUUAGGAAAUGAAUAGAAUACAAUCACAUUUUUGACACAUUUCAAAAUGAGAUUUUUUUUUAAAAAAAGAAUGCCAGUUUAAAGAAAUUAUAAGGGGGUAUGUGUGUGUAUCUAUAUGAAUACAACCAAUGCAGAUGAAAACAAGGAUAUAUAAAUGAUAUAGGAAGCUGGUUUUUAUGUUAAAAAAAUCAUCAUUUUAUAAAAAGUUAAGAUUUCUCACACUUCAAACCCAGAAAAUAUCUGGGUGGUAUGUCUCAUUUGUGUUGGUUUGAUCUGGAUAUCAAAAGAUGCAGCUCUCGUAUUUUGAAAUUAAUCCCAUUUUAAGAAGUAUCUUUAAUGUGGAAAAACAGGAUCAACCCAACUGGGUGUCUCCUGGAGAAACAAAACAAAAACCAUAGCCUUGAAAGAGAAUGAUCACAUUUCAAAAUUAAUUUUCUCAUUAUAUUGUGGGGUAGUGGAAUGUAUAUCUGCAAAGACAUUAGGAAGUCAGUCCAAGAUGAGCACAGCCUCUUCCCCCCCCCCCCCCCCGCUUUUUAAAUACUUUUCAAAAAUAUUAUAAAUGAAAGGACUGAAUGCAGUCUUAUUGAGAGUGGCUUCUUUCCUUGCAAUCAACAGUCAACAUUUAAAAUAAGAUAGGAAUUUGGGGUUUUACUGAAGUCUUGAUUUAAGUCCAUGGCAUGGUUCAAUCAUUUCAAGAUGUUUCAUAGGAAGCAACUUAUAAAUGGAAUUAAGUAAUAGAUAGAUAGAAAGAUAGAUAGAAAGAUAGAUAAAUAGACAGUCAGUAAUUUCAUGGUUUACCCCAGCCUUGCGCCACCCAUAUAUUGUCACCUACAACUUGUGUGGAGUUUUCUGCUGCUGCCCUGAUCAUAAACACAUUUCUUUGGGAACAAGCACCAGUUUGUUGCACCAAUGGGUUAAUAAAAUUUUAAAGUAAAAAAAAUAAAAUGGGCAUCGGUAACCAUGUACAUCCACAGCCAUCUGUCCCCCGGCUAUAAUUUAAAAGGAAGAAGAUGAAAGGGUGCUGACUCUGGAACGGUUUGCCACUAGCGCCUUCAUCUACCAUUCUCUGAGUAGUCAUGUGGGCUGUUUGUGUGCUGGGCUUCAGGGCCCUAGACUUCGGCCUUGAGGUCCAGCAAGUGUGCUGGCUGGUGCUGAUGAGAGUGGUAAUCCAAAACAUCUGAAGGGCACCUGGUCAGUAAAGGCUGGUUUACCUUACAAGAAUCUCAGGGCCUCUUUACAUGCUACAUUUUUAGGUAUAUGUAUUAAAGAGUAUACCAAAAAAUGUGAACGUGACAUAUUUCUGAAAACACAUGUCUCAUACAGGUACAUUCGGAGUGUGGGGAUUGGCUGCAGUGCUCUGUUGUGUAUGCGCAACCUGGGUUGCCUAUUGUGUCCUCUGUGAGAAGCUCCUCAAGCAUGGGCACCAAAUGCCUUGUCUUGAGCACGGCAGUGCAUGCACAGAGUUCUCCUGAUCCCACAAUUCCCAACGUAACUUGUGGCAGCUCCAUGCUUUUCUUGUGGGACCUCGUCACUGUAGAGAAGAAGACUUGCAGGUGAGAAUUGGGAGAGAGAUGAGAAACACAAAGGUGUAUCCUACCUUUGAGGGUUUGGUCUCAGGGGCCAGCCCAACUCAGUCAUAGAUCUUGUGUUCUCAGUGGUGGCUGGAUCAAGGUGGUGCCAGCAGUCCGUUGAUUGAAUGCCUUCGCGUUGCCCACGAAUCAAAUUAGGCACAGUUAACUUUUGCUCGUUCUUACUCCUGUGCUCGUGCGCAGCUCUCAUUUAUCUCAACGAUGCUGGCACUGGAGAACCUUUUUCCAGUGAACUUUAUCCCAUAGCUCAGAUCAGAUCUGUCUGUGUUCCACCCUGCUGCCCUUAAUGGAGAACACCACCUGCCGCCUGAAGCCCUCGCAUCACUCUGACUCGUGUUAGGGCCGCCUGUGUGAACAAGGGAACCAGGACUGCUGUGUUGUAACCAGAGAGUUGUUUCAAUUUUUAGGUUACAAAAGAAUGCCUGUAAAAUAUGUUUUGUGCUUCAUGAACAUGACCAAUGCGCAUCUGCAAUUCUCUAGUCAGCUAUUUUUGGGGAGGUGAGACUGGCUAUGGCUACCUAAUUUCUGGAUACCUGACUGGUAGCCACAAGCACAGUAUUGCUCCCAUGUGAUAGGGGAAGACAUAACUCCCGAGGUAGAUUUGUCGGAUGUAUCUUGGAUGAUGGCCUACCCCUUUUUGUUUUUCUCCUCUCCCUCUCCCUCUCUUUUUAAUUCACUCCAGUUCUCACACACAGAACCAAUACAUGUGCUAGUUUUGUCCUACUUACACAGGGGUAAAUUUCCAUGCAUGGGAAAGGCUACCAUGUGUAAUAAGCUUUAAUAAGAAUUAAUAAAUUACAGUAGGGUUCAAGGUGCAUUGUUCAUAUCAACCCCAAUAGACUUUAUAACAUAACCUGUAAAGGAGGCCAGAAGUGUUCGCCACUAUUGCAGUUGGGGUGUGUGUGUGCCUUCACAAAUGUGAUGCGGGAGAAAUUCAGUUUGGUUUGCUUUUUAAUGCGAACCUACCUUAUUUGUGCUUUCUGAAAUAAUAUGCCAUCUAAAACACAGUUUUGCUUAGACAUUUGUGCUUCUCGGGAUUUUGUAGUGCACCACAUCAACCAAAAACAUUUGCACAAAAUAGUGUGCAUUAAGGGAAAGUAUGCAAAAAAAAAUAAUUUUUUUUUUUGUAUACUUUCCCCUAAUACAAACUUAAUGAAAAUAACAUGAAUGCACUUUAUGUUAUGGUAAAUUGCUUGCAAGAAUGUGUCUAUUUUGCAAAAUGGCAUACAAAAAUAAUUCAUUAGGAGAAGGGGGCACUAAAAUGCUGUCAAAUUUUCGUGGGGACUUUAAAAACCCCACCUCAAAUUGAUGCAGAAAUAUGGCGACCUGAAUCCUGGACUGUAAAAAUUAGAAAUGGAGAGAAACAAAAAUGGCCAGAUUCCUCUAUCCCUUGCAAGAGGCUGAGGGAACAGUGACUUGUGAAAGGCCGCCUAAGUCCCAUCUGAACUAGAUUGUUGGACCACACCAACUCCAAAAUGUAUGGAUGUGUUUCUUGAAAUGUAUACUUACAACAAGUUUAGAGGUGCUGAGUGUGUUAGCUAUUCAGACUGCCCACUGCACUGACGACAAAAAGCACACCCAUGUUGCCCCCCGUGUAACAGAAAAGACCUACAUUUUCCAGAAGAAGUACUAUAGGAAGCAAUAUAAUACAGAGGGACCAAGUAUCUGUAGGUUUGUCAUCUGCCAAGCUGCCGUCUCAUGUCCUAACAAAAUGUGGUCUUUGUGCAAUGGGCUGACUUCGUGCCAUGCAGAAGUAAAAAGAUUUCUUUGACGUAGCACCCAUACAUUUCCACACACGUAUGUCUCCAUACAGGCAAACAAGAGGCAGUAUUGCAGUUGAAAAGACAUAUUCCAGCAAGGCAAAAACACUGAAGGCCUUCACUUAGAUAGGCCAGUGAGCAGUGAGCCUGGGGAGACAGUCCUGACCCGAGAGCUGGAUAAAGAGGCCUGUGGGUGGGUCCAAUAGGAUUCAUUCAGAACCAGUUCACAGCCAAACAAACACACUGGGAAGGCAGGACAUGGAAAGCUUGGCCCAUACAGUGUGUGAUCCACCAUGCGACUGCUUUGCUGUACGCAGAACUAAGCCUAAAACUGCUUGAGCACUGAUGUAAUGAAUGUGGGUUCAGCUUAGGUUGUUCCCCACGAUUCUAUGAGGACAGAGAAUCAUAGAUUUGUAAAGUUGGAAGGGACUUUGGCAGUCAUCUAAUCCAACCAUCUGCAAUGCAGCGACCUUAGCUAAAGCAUCUAUGAGAGAUGGCCGUCCAACCUCUGCUUAUACACCUCCAAGGAAGGAGAGCCAGCACCUUCCACAAUUCACCAUCAAAGAGCUCUUGCUGCCAGAAAGUUUUUCCUGAGAUUGAGUCAGAAUCUCCUUUCUUAUAACUUGAAGCCAUUGCUUCGGGUCCUACCCUCCAGAGCAGGAGAAAACAAGCUACGAAUCAUCCUAAAAGUGGACAGCACAGAUUAUUUCCACAAUAUAUUUCCACACAUUUAGCAAUAUUUAUAUUUCUCAUCAUAAUGGGGAGACUGUAGCCUGGUGACCUGUGUGCCUGCCUGCUCAGUCUGUUGUCCUGGUUGGUACUAACCAAUGAUAAGCAACUAUCAAGGCAGCUACUCUCCCUUCUUAGGGGAAUUUCGUUUCAAAGCGGACUUCAGCUGGGCAACCCUUCAAAUACAGGACUGGAAAGCAGGGCACAUCACUACCGUAUUUCAGUACAGUGGUGCCUUGGGUUACAGAUGCUUCAGGUUACAGACGCUUCAAGUUACAGAUUCUGCUAACCCAGAAGUACAGUUGUACCUCGGGUUAAGAACUUAAUUUGUUCUGGAGGUCUGUUCUUAACCUGAAACUGUUCUUUAACCUGAAGCACCACUUUAGCUAAUGGGGCCUCCCGCUGCUGCCGCUGCGCCGCCGCUCCAUGAUUUCUGUUCUCAUCCUGAAGCAAAGUUCUUAACCUGAGGUAAUAUUUCUGGGUUAGUGGAGUCUGUAACCUGAAGCGUAUGUAACCUGAAGCGUAUGUAACCCGAGGUACCACUGUAGUACCUUGGGUUAAGAACUUUACCUCAGGAUGAGAACAGAAAUUGUGCGGCCGCGGCGCGGCAGCGGCAGGAAGCCCCAUUAGUUAAAGUGGUACCUCAGGUUAAGAACAGUUUCAGGUUAAGAACGGACCUCCAGAACGAAUUAAGUUCUUAACCCGAGGUACCACUGUAGUAUGCUGGUUGAGUGAAAGACUCAGUGUGCAGAGUCGUAUGUUGAGUUCUGUACAGGUCCUUUCAGGGUGUAUCCUCAGUGUGCUACGGUGAUAAUGUAACUGGUUCCUUGGAUGCCCAUUACAAACCAUCGGUGCAGGUGGUGUUUUGAGCAACGUGAGAACAUAAGGUGAGCCUGCUGAACCAGACCAAUAGCCUGUCUAGUCCAUCAUCCUGUUCUCACAGUGACCAGUCAGAUUCCUGUGGAAAGUCCACAAGCAGGACAUGAGCGCAACACCUGCGAUUCCCAGAAACUGACAUUCGGAGGCAUGCUGGAGGUAAAACCUAGCCAUUGUGGCUAGUAGCUGUUGUAGAAAAAGUAGCAGGAAAUGGUUCCUGCCCCCGAAAAGCUUACAGUCUAGUGCAGGGUGACAACAGCAGGAGAAACAUGGAGGUAGAGGCAAGAGUAAACAAGUAGAAGCUGUUUGCUGGAUGGCGCAGGGCCGCCAUGCUGGCUUCCCAGGAGGUGGGGCAGUGUUGCUUUCUGGGAAAGAUUCCUGCAUUGCAGGGGGCUGGACUUGAUGAGCCUUGGGGUCCGUUCCAACUCUACAAUUCUAUGAUUCUAGAUUGUGGGGUGAUUGGCACUUUACAAAAGCUUGUGUGCAUUUGCAGCACACUGAUGUAACUGCUGGGAAGCUAGCACUGUGACUCUGCCUCACUUGUUGAGCCACUUCUGCAAACAGGAUACUUUCAUUAAGUUUAGCCAUUUUUAUCCCCCUUCCCCUAAUAUACCUUUUCCUCCCACAAUGCCACGGCUCACAAAAAAAAAAGCAAAACACAGCUGAGCACAUACAGGCUUUGCUUCAGUUGAAGAUAUUACACUUUGAAACCAGAUUACAUUCCCACUUAAGCUAAGGACUCUUCCUGGUUGCUGCUAAUUUUGGGUGGGAUUCAACAAAUUCAGGUUAUGCAAUUGCAGGUGAUUGCAGAAUAUUGCACGACAAACCCGCUUCCACGAAGGAUUGGACUUUUUGAGAUAAAGAAAGGGAAAGGAAAAUGCAUCAGAAAGCGUGAGAUAACACUUGCUUUGACACAACAUCAUCUGUCCUCUCCACAAACUCGUCAAUAAAUAGCCGAUGUUGUCUAACCACUCUGCAAACAAACAUGGAUGAAUGUUUAGUAAGCAGGUCAUCUGGAAGUGACCUAAGUGAUGGCAGUGCCUACCUUGAUUUCAACAUCAAGAAGCUUUUUCUAGAGCCAAUCCAUUAUUAUUAUGGUGAUGCUGGUUGUGGUGAGAUGUGGGGAAGUUAAUGGAAGACUGUAACUACCCCUCCUGUGGGCACAUGGUGAAGGGACUUGGUGUUUCUUUGUCCAGCAGAAUAAAAUGUGGCCAUCCAAUGAGCGGGAAGGAACUAGGUAUACGCUGAAGCAAUCACAUAUAUAGUUUGCCACGCGGCCAGAGUAGGAGUGUGUGGGAAGGACAUAAAAGCAUUAUCACUCAACCCAUAUUUCCCCAAUUAAAAAUGGUUGAGCAAUCUAAUGAUCUGUGUUGGAUGAUCAUAAGAACAGACUCUACAUAGCUCAACUUUCUCUGCUAGAAACGUAUUCUAGUUCCCAAGACUGGUCUAAGACACUUUGGUGCAGGGCCAGGUUUAGGUUUAAUGAGGCCCUAAGCUACUGAAGGUAAUGGGGCCCUUUCUUUAUAUGUCCAGCUGUCCUUUGUCAACAACAAAUUGCCGCUGUUUUUUGUGUUGAAUAUAUGCUAUAUGGUAAUUUAUGGACCUAAUACACAACACAAAACACUGUUUCUGUAUGUAGGUUUUAUUUCUUUGUUUAUUAUCUUAUAUUUUGGAAAUGUACAUCCAGGUUUUUUCCUUUAAAUUUUUUUGGGGGCCCCAAGAGAGUGGGGCCCUAAGCUAUAGCUUGUUUAGCUUCUACGUAAAUCCGGCAGUGCUUUGGUGCCAGAGCUACAAAAUCCAAAUAGCAUCAACCUUUCUCUAACACAGGGCACAGAUUCUAUUCCCAUCAGUACCCAAACCCUGAUUUGUUUUCUUUUGAUGGUUGCCAUGUUUUCUCUGGCUAGUCACUAAUUUUGGGUGGGAUGAAAUCAUAUGCCAGCAAUUUCAUGUUCCUCAAAAGAUCAGAAUGUUUGUAGUUAGGAAAGUGACAGGGAAAUGCACUAGAAAGUGUAGGAUAACGCUUGCUUUGAUGCAACAUCAUCAAACCUCUCAAUGAGUGCUUAGUAACAAGUCAUCCAGAAGCACCCUUGGUCACCAUUGUCAAAUGAUACGGUAGGUGCAUGUUAUAUGUGCUUCUGCAAGUGUCUACGGACAAUUUAUCUUUCAGUUAGAGACUGUGGCUCAGUUUCAAAAUUCAAGCACAUUUUUCCAAUUAGUGUUGUGAACAGAUUUAGACUUGAGGUUUGUUUUAACAGACUACUAGAGCAAGACUUUCAUGUACUUACUUAAUUAAUUGAUGAAAUAUACAUGAAAGUUGCAAAACCACAGGUGCAGUCUUAAAGGAUCCUGAUGAUGGGACACUUUCUCUUUUAAAUAUGCUACUGUAACAACUUAAUGAGCAAAACCUACCACUAUUUGCUUAUUGUCAUCCCUACUAAUUAAUUGAGAGUGCAAAAUUUAACCUGCCAUUAAGGCUUCCAGACAGUCGCACUGAUCAGUUUGAUUCUAGCCCUGACUGAAAAAAUAAAACAAAGCCUGUUUUGUUUAAUAAUAUAUAUUAGCCCCAUAGAGGUUUGACAGUGGUGAGGUAUCAGAGAGGCUAGGUAACAAAUAAUGAUGAAUGAGAGCAAAAUAAGGUAAAAGAACUUAGAUUCUGUUUUUGUUGGGUAUGAAGAUGGGAGAGGAAGGAAGCUUAAGUAAAGGUUUUGCUUAAGAGAUUGACUUUGAGGGGUAAUGUGAAGGGAGGAGAGAGGUGUCACAAUUCUACUCAGGGACAGGGAGCGCUCCAGAAGUCAUUGGACUCUAACUGCCAUCAGCCCCAGCCAGCAUGGUCACUGUUCAGGGAUGAUGGGAGUUGUAGUUGAGCAAAUACUUGAGGUCCACAGUUCCCAAGCUCUGAUAUAAGUAUUCCAGGAGCAAAUUCUGGGACUGAAGGGCAGGAAUAGUGAAUGGGCAGAGCUAGUAAAGAGAGCACAUGACAGCUGAUGGUGGUAGAUCUGGAGUAAUGGAGGUCAUGAGCAGGGAUAUAUUGGGAAUAAGGUUAGAAAGACAGGGCAGGCCAUAAACACCUUUAGAGGUAAGGAUAUGGAUUUGUGCUAAAUGCAGGAGGGGGUGGGAAGCUCGUAGCAGGGAUUUGAAGAGGCCAUCAUGCAGGUGAAGGAAGAGAAACCAGUGGCCCUUCAGACGUUGUUGGACCAUCAUCUCCCACUAGCCCCAGAUAGCAUGGACAAUGGCCCAGCUGAUGGGAACUGUAGUCCAACAACACCUGGAAGGCCAGAGCUUCCCCAUCUCUGAUAUAGACAGAGAGAGGGGUGAAUUGUUGGGCCAGGAGAAUUCUAGGCUGAGGCAAAAACUGAAGGAUUGCAAGAAGCAGCCAGGAAGAAGAAAACUGUAGUAACCAAGAUGGGCAUUAAGGAGGUGCCUAUAAAAGGCACUGUUCUUGCAUUAAUAUAAAGGAAGAGGUAGAUAGUGACAUUCUGUCAGUAGAAAAAUAAAGAGAAGUGGAAGGCUUGGGAAGAAAGAUGAGAACUUCAUAUUGGGUUGGGCCCAGGCUAAGUUGGUUGUAUUUGGUUUCCAUCAAAAUCCAUGGGAUUUGUAAAGUUUGUAAAGACAAAUUGCUCCCAUUGAUUUUAGUGGAAAUGAAUGCAGUGAGUGUAGGGUCCUUCCCAAUGAGUGUUUCUUGUAGGGUUGGUGCUCCUAACGCAUGCAAGCUUCCCACCCCACCCCAGUGUCCACAUAAUGUCAUUGUCAUCAAAAUGCCGGUCCAUAUCCCUGCCCCCAAUUUAAUUCAGAUUUAUCUCAUCUGGGGGAAAUCCACUAAGUUAAAACAAAACAAAACACCUAUGGCCAGGUACCUAUUUGCACCAUCUCAAUAACCCAUUUACGAUAUUAAGCCUUAAUCUGGAAGCACCCUAAGUCUGGAUCAUUGCGAUUCGUUAAGGACCAUGCCUAAACCACUUACAUAUGAAUGUGUUUCAUGCCACUCCUUGUUUAAAUGUGCUUUCAUGCCUGCCAUGUGCACAGUGUCAGCAAGCACACCAGAUGCACGUCCACCCAGGCCACGAAUGUCUGGCAUGCCAACACUGAAUGCAUAUGGACUAGCGCAAGUGAGAGACGCAUGCUAAGGAGAUGGGAGUGGCGUGAAAUGCUUACACCAGUGAAUAUUUUAGCUGUAAACAUGUUUAAUUUGAGUCUGAGGUUGUGGGGAAGGCCCGUAGCUCAGCGGUAGACUAUCUGAUUCGCAUGCAGAAGAUCCCAUGUUCAGUCCUUGGCAUCUCUGGGUUGGGGCUGGGAGAGAACCGUGUCUGAAAUCAUUGUCAGUGAGAAAAGACCGUACUGAGUACUGACCUAGAUGGGCCAACAGUCUGUCUUGGUCUAAGGCAGCUUCCUGUUUUCCUAUGAAAAGACAUCAAGGAUAAAAUAUCAGAAAGGAAGAUGGAGGGGAGAGAGGGUGGGAGUUACACUUAGGUAGACAGACAUAGCUGAGGACCAACAGGAAGCAGCAGCUGCAAGGGGUGGGAUCUGGGAUCAGAACCAUGGUGUACAAGAAGGGUGUUAACCCUUUCCUUCCAUACCGUGUUCCCAAUGAAACAAACACACACACACACACAUACCAAAAAAAAAGAAAAAGCUGUUACUUGCAUUGAGCCUAUUGGUACCAAUGGAAGCUUCUCUCCCAAUGGAAAUAGCAACUUUGAGGGUUUCGGUGUGUCAGAACUGUGGGGAGGGAAAGGUGAAAUUCCCUCCAUCCUCAGCCUGAUCUGGUCACCCCUAGUUACUAUUUCCUUUUUUAGUAACAGACACAUAAGUAAAUCACAUGUUUACCAUUAAAUAUACUUUGGCUCUGUUAGACUAUAAAUGGUAUUGCAAACCUAGUACAGCCUUCCCUGGGCUGAUGCUCUCCAGAUAUGGUCAACUUCAACUCCCAGUAGCCCCAGCCAGAUGACCAAUGGUUAGGGAUGCUGGGAGCUGUAGUCCAUGUAUGGCUUAGGACAUAAGUGUCCACCCGUUGGCCCCUCAGAUGUUGUUGGACUGCAUCUCCCAUCAGCCCCAGGCAGCACAGCCAAAGAUCACGGAUGAUGGAAGUAGAAGACCAUUAACAUCUAGAGGGCCACAGGUUCCGUAUCACUGGCUUGCCCUGUUAUACACAAGCAUGUACCUAUGAGAGUAAAAGAAGAAUACCAAGAAAGUGCAGUACAAAUGUGACAGAAAGUGUGUAGAUUCAAGCCAUAAACUUUUACAAUGGACUGUGCUUGUAAAACACAAUGAUCCAAAUAACCAAAACAUAAAACCUGUUAGUCACAUUAGCUAUGUGACUAUUUGGAACAAAUAGUCUUUCUUUGCAGAUAUGUGUUCCUGUAUGAACCUCACUUUAUAUUUAAACACUUGUGUCCUUCAGGUGUACCCUGAGCAACUCAUUUUAAAAUUUAAUAGAGCUGAGCCACAAUACUGUAAUCAUUUAAAAUUGUUAUUAGAGUUCAAGAACCCUUUUAAGAUGCUGAGAAACCUCACCUGCACUCUCUCUUUUUGCACUUUAAAAAGCAUAAACAACCAAAGAUGCAAAAUGAUUCAUGAAUCUGUUGAUCUUUAAUUCUAGUUUAAAUCCAUACCAUCACCAUCCCUGUCUUAUCAGAUGCAACAAAUUUGUGCUUCUAUACCAAUUUAAUUAUCAUGACUUCCACACAAGAAUUCUGGGAAUUGUAGUUUGGUGAAGAUGCUUAAAAUUCUGUGUUAAGUGACCCCUAGCCUCCAUUGCAAAACAACAGUCUCCAGAGAUCAUUGGGGAGAAGGAUAAUUGUUAAUCCCGUUCCAGUCCGUGCUAUCCAUAUGCCUUAAUUAGACGUCUCAAUUUCUGCUACAUCACACUUCUGGCAACGUAAAGUGUCCAUUUGAAAAGGAGUGGGGGUUUUUUGUUGCCACGCAUUUCGUUCUUUAAGAAAUGCACAAAUGUAUUAAUAAGUGUCAUAAAUGUUAUUUGCUUCUUGGGUGCAUGUGGGUCCCUCUGGAGAAAGGCGGUGCUUCUGUUCUGAGAACAUUGCUGGAUUAGAGUGCUAUGUGGCUGUGCAAGAGUUAUGGGCGCCCAUUGCUUUGUAAUAUGAAAGGAGGCAAAUGACGUCCCUUCCUCUCCCCUUGGACUUUCAAAAUGUGUAAAUCUUCAAGUGGAAGCCGUGAAUCCAAAGCAUGUACACUUCACCACAAAAUAAUUUAAUCCAAUUAAAGAUACCAUCAAGACUACACUUUAAUCUCUGCUGUGGAGCUCAAAUUGAACUGAGUGUUUUGUGGCCUGCACAUGAGGUUUAGCUACAUUUAGGAUGAAUGUGCUUUUUAGAUUUUUAUCGUCUCUUCAUCCUUAAUGCUCAGAGCAAGUAAUCACACUGUUAAAGUGCAACCAAUUACCAUGCAAGACAAUUAAAUAAUACUUGCGUUUUUACCUUUCUAGUGUUUUAGGAACAUAAGAAACACCCUAGAACAUUGGUCCAUCUAACUCAAUAUUGUCUAUACUGACCAGCACCUGCUUGGUAAGAUUUCAGGCAGGGAAUGUUGAACCUAGGUGACAUCCACACCCAUACAUUUAAAGUGCACAGCUUCCACUAAAGAAUUCUGGGAGCUGUGCUACAAUUCCCGGCACCCUUAACAAACUACAGUUCCCAGGAUUCUCUGGUGGAAGCCAGGUGCUACAAAUUAAUGGUGUGGAUGUGUCCCUGGAACCUCUUAUGGAGUGUGUCAGAGACCUGGAGAAACUUGGCUUCCCUUUGCUGGAGAAUGGUCAGAAAGUCUGCUUUACAGAGGACAGCCAUCACAUCUCUGCGUGAAGGCAUUUGAAUUGAUGUCCAGUCCAAAUCCAGUUUAAAAACAAAGAACCCUAAGUUCUAAGACCUGCAGGCUUUUGAAGUCGCUUGCCAGCAGUUAGAACUCAAACAGCAGACUAAACAGGCACACAGACUGUGUUACACAUGGGGGCAGACUUUGGUAAUAUGGCCCCCUGAGCAAGGACAAUAUUUGGUGCCCUCCUCAAAUAUUUCUUAUUUUCACAAAAGUUCCUUCUGGUACUGAUGCUUUUUAAAAUGAAUUUUCUUAGUAGGUACCUUAUAAACAUAGGUGUUGUUGUUGUUGUUUGCUCCCUGCCCCCAAGUUUGGCGUCCUGUGGGGGGGGAACGGCCGAAACCUCCAAAAUCCAGCGCUUGUAUAUGCUAAACCUUUAACACAGCACAUCUGAAUAGCAUUAUUUUCCUCAAAUAAUUCUGGGCACAGUAGUUUGGUAAGGGAUAUUGGGAAUUGUAAUUUUGCGAGGAGUAAACAAUCUUUUGUUUUUUGAGCAGAGGCUGGGAAGCCUGUGGCCCUUCAGAUAUUGCUGGACUCCAGUUUCCAGCAGGAACCACCAGCAUGGGCUAUGGGCAGGGGUGAUGGGAGUUGUAGUCCAAUAAAAUCUGGAGGGCCAUGGAUUCCCCAUAAUUUUUAGAGGGCGUGUUCAUAUUUCAAAUCAAGAUUCAGCUUUGAAAGGGAAACAUUCUAGUGUGAAUAAAAAAAUUUGGAUACCUGCCUUCUGAUGAUGCUUGCCAUCUGCACUUUUUAUGCAUACUUAUAUUUCUUUUUUUAAAGCUACUACCCUGGUUAGUAGCUUUUUUAAUUGACUAAAAAUGUUGGGUGGUUUGUUUGUUUUAAAAAUAUUACUCUUAUCUGGGUAAUAGUUUAAUGGUGCAAUCUUGAAGAGUAAGUCCCGUUGAGUUAAGUGGGGCUUACUCACAGGUAAAUGUGAAUGGGAUUGCAGCCUAAAUCUUGCAUGCUGCCUGGAAUACCUUGAUGGUCCUAUGUUGCUGAUGGUAGGAAUUUUAUGCUAAUGGAGCAGCCACCAAGAAAACCUGUCCAGAGGUCUUCGUCAUUUUAGACUCACCUUAAGGUCGCAACGGAAUAUAGACAAGGAUUUGGGGAAUUUUAUCGCACCCUGGCUUGGAGGCUCUGGGCAGGUUGCAACAUAGAUUCGAAACAAACAUAAACUCCCAAAAUAGAACACAUGAAACACGGCAAUAAAAGCCUACAAAAUUCAAGAUUUAAAUAGCCCAACAAGCCAGCCCUAAUCAUGUCUUAUGUAGAACCUCUUUGAUCUUAAACAAAAAGGAAAGAAAAAUAAAGUACAAUAUAACCCAUGCUAAACUUUAGGGUUUUGAUGGGUAAUAUAUUUUAACGAUAUGAUGUGACUACAGCAAUUUAAAAUUUAUUUAAUGAUCACAGCGGGGUAAGACUCAUAUACAUCUUGAGUGAAACUCAGUUAUUACUGCAUUGGUGUUUAUACAUCAGUGGAUUGCAUUUUCCCACCAGCCAGGCACUACAGUUUUGCAAAUGGCAAUCCGUCAUGUGUACAUUUAUCUGCUGGUGGUGAUCAGUCUGCUUUGUACUUGUUUUAAAGCAGUAUUUUAUACCCCACUUUUCUCCUUCAAAUGAAGGUGCCCAAAGUGCCUAUCUGUGAAUAAAAGAGCUUAGAAACACAAAAAUAUGCACAGAAAAAACAUUAUAAGAAAAGCCCACAUCAGACGGAAUCAAGGCAGCUGUAAAACUGGAAAAAUUAAUAGAAGCAACCAAGAACCAGCCUAACAUAAAAAUCAAAGCUCCGACUUUCGGAAGUUUGCAGCUGCAAAUUCAGCUGUCACAGGAGACAGAGGUGAAGAACUUGCAGACUGCAAUCCUUCUGGUCUAAAGCACUCACUCCUGUCCUGUUGCAUUUGUCAUAUAUAAUGGCUGAGAUCACAAAUGUCCCACAUCUGGGAUGUGUGCCAGUUCACAUUCGUAGCCUUUUCACACAAGACUUAAAGCCUAGCAAUAUUAAAUAUAAACAUCUACAUUGGUCAGAAUUCUCGUUUGCAUCUCCAGUACCUUCCUCAUACUUUCUCUCCCGCUUCAACAUCAAUCAGACAUUUGCAGAAACAGCAGGAAAGGUGAUCAGAGGCAGUGUAAACCUCAGCUAUGAAACACCCUUGCAUAUUGCCUAAUAGCAAUUCCCAGUUGACUCACUUGUGGAAGCUGAGAAGAAUGGCUAAGCGCUCUUUAUAGUGCUAUUGGAAGAUCAAAGAUGAGUUAUGCUAUCCCUUCACUGGCUUGUGCGUGUGAAUCAAAGGGAAUUGCCUACAAGAUGAGAGAUGAAGGCUCUUUGUGGUUGCACCUAACAUUCUUCGGCACAACAAUUAAAAGAAAAGAUCAUAGUCUAAGUUGAGGGUGAUCUCACAAAUGACUAAAAACUAUAAAUCCUGGUAGUUAAAGUUAUUGGAGGGGGGGAGAGAUCUUAAAACAAAGAAGGUGUUUCUUUAAAUAUAAACCAUCCUAUAUCUGAUGAAGGAGGGUGUAUGCUUCUUUUGGAACAAGCCAAAUGAGAAAGUCGCUUCUUAGAAUCUGAGGCAAAGAAUCCCCUAAUAAUUAUUGGCAUAUCUAGGGUUGCCAUAUUUCCGGGAAUUCCCAGACAUGUCCUCUUUUAGCAGUCCCACAUGCCCAUCCAGGGGGAUUUUUACAUUUUAAAGCACAUGCCCUGGAUUUGGGGUUUUAAAAAAAUGUGUUUGUGCGGAUAGUUUUGGUUCAGGCUUGGGCAGCUUAGGCUUGGCAGUGGCAGAAGCUCAACAGUUUUUUGUGUCCAGACUUUUACCUCUUGAAAUAUGGCAGCCCUAAUAUGAGCCUCAAACUAUUACUAAGAUUAUUUGAAUCCUCUGGUCAGAUUAUAGCAUAAACAGGUCUAACCCCACAAAAGCAUUUUGCCAUUACAUGUGAUUGCACAACAUCAUGCAUAUAUUCUAGCCGUCCAGCUGUUCCACUACGAACAAUCUCUUACAUCCCCUGAUCAAAUAAAUGCUGAUAGUAGAUGUUACUGAACACGUUUCAACCGCAGCUUGUAGAACCAGAUCCAUUAUGGAAUUAAGCAUUUACUUAAACAUUCCUUAUUUCUUAUCACAGAGCGCUGAUACGACAGAUGAAAAGGGCAGGCAGGGAGCAGUCUUUGUUGCUUCUAGAUGGGAAAUGUGUACUGCAAAUGGUUCCAGUUGCACAUCUAGCAAGUUAACUUCCACCCAUUCUCAUUUUUCGGUCAUUAAUAUUAAUUGCUACUCUGUGAUUUGUUGUGCACGCUAGGGAUGUGCAAAUUGGUCCAUUUCACUUUUGCAGUUUCUCACUUGUCCAAUGAGUUUUUAUUUAUUUAUCAGAUUUUCCAUGGUAAGGCUGGCAUUUUGAUGAUGCCACGUGGUGUGGAUGCUGCAAACAACAACAAACCAACGAAACAAAACCCUAUGGCUUUGAGCAGCAAAAAUUCCAGAGAAAUCUCUCAUCUGGAAGUACCCAUAAUGUGCAAUAUUUGUAUGGACAUGUGUAUACAUGUGGUAGAGGGAACGAGCCAUGGUUUCAGGAUAAACCAUUGAAUAAGUGGGGUUCAAAAUGCCUACUGUGGCCUACUCAUUUAGUUUAUGCAGAAAUACGAGCUACUACUUCUCCUUUGACAAAAUGUAGGAUGGCCUGGUUUUAAAAAGAACCCCCUUUUGUUUUAAGAGGCCUUUUGUCCAUGCCCCUAAAAGUGUUUCUUUCUGUCCAAGCACUUGGAUGGUUUCUACAGUUGGUCUGGCCCUGAACAUAAGGACAGGGAGCUUAUUUUUACGUAUUUAUUUUAUGUUGUUUAAUAUCUUCUUUUAAAGGUAAAAAACGUUCUUCAGCCAGUUUGCAAAACAGGUAUUACACACACAGAGUAUUAUUAACUUAAGACAUCAGCAUUAAAAUAACAUUCUAAAUCAAAAGCAAUCAAUCAAACUCCUGCAGUUUGCCACACUCCAGUGCCCCCUUCAAAGGCAUGCUACUAGUAUUGUGCAAAUACCGUAAUAGUGGCUGCAAGUGUCCCCCACUUGUGUAGGCACCAGUUCUCCAUAGCUCAUUUUUAGAGUAUGUGUUGCCCUGGUGACAGUCUUGCAGUGCCACCACAUAAGGUAAAAGGUAAAGGACCCCUGAACAGUUAAGUUCAGUCAAAGGCGACUAUGGGGUUGUGGCGCUCAUCUCCCUUUCAGGCUGAGGGAGCUGGCGUUUGUUCACAGACAGCUUUCCGGGUCAUGUGGCCAGCAUGACUGAACCACUUCUGGUGCAACAGAACACUGUGAUGGAAAUCAGAGUGCAUGGAAACACCAUUAACUCCCCCCCCACAGUGGUACCUAAUUAUCUACUUGCACUGGCGUGCUUUCGAACUGCUAGGUUGGCAGGAGCAGGGACCGAGCAACAGGAGCUCACCCCAUUGUGUGGAUUCGAACCGCCAACCUUCUGAUCGGCAAACCCAAGAGGCUCAGUGGUUUAGACCACAGCUGUACUAUAAAUGAGAAUGGACCCAUAGAGUCACAAAUGGGACUGAGAACUCCAUUUAGUUAGUAGAACAACCUAACCUCUCCUGUUGAUCCUGGCUUUCUGGCCCACACUCCCCAUCUUGGUAUUAGUCUCUGUUCUGGUGCCUCAAGCCAUAUUCUACCAGCACAGGCGCUACCACCAAAAUGCCACCACCACCACUGUCUCAGGCUGUGUAUACAUUACCAUGUACUCUGGCUCCAGCAUGCUCCCACUGCUGGUGUUUGAAGCCAAGUACGCAUGACAUCAGCCACAAUUCGUAGGUGUCCUGUAGGCUGUAGCUUAUUGAGAAAUACUCCUGUUUGAUUCCUCAAACCAGCUUGCAUCCCAUUAGAAAACGGGAGCUUAGGGUAAAGUUAAGGUGUGUACAUUUCAGGUAGCCAUUGUGGAUGCACAGAUGACCACUUCAGCAAAGCAGUUUGGAAACAAAUCGGGUAAUGGGUUUACUCUACAUCCUGACUUCCUCUCUGGUGUGUGCAGUGACUUCAAAUGCAGCGGGGGGGGGGGGACAACCUUCCUGUAUUUCAAGCUGCUAAUGUGUACAUAACCUUAGACACAGUGCAGCAUAUUUUCAGGAGCUCUGAGUCCUGUGAAAACAGGGCAAGAGAGCCCUAGAGGAACAGGGGCCAUCAGCCAAAGGGCGUGUGUAUCUGAAUCUAAAGGAGAUGGCAAUCACAGAUGGUUCACAUGAUUUUAAUACUCCGCAGCCAUACCUGCUUAAUAGGUUUAGCAUUUGCCCAUCAUCUUUCUUCAUUACUGACGUGUCUUAAGGUGAUAGCAGUUUAAAGCAUGCCUUGUAUGUGAGGAAUGGGGAGGGAGGGAGAGGGAAGUGUCAAGGUUUCGAUGGUUAUGCUGUCAGAGGCAGUAUGAAAAAAUUGCACUAAAAGGCUGUGAAUUUACGAGGAUUUUGUAGAGGUGUGUGUGUGUGUGUGUGUGUGUGUGUUUUGGCAAGUUGCUGUCAAAAAGGGAGAACUUAAUUUUAGAUUGGAAAAAUGAAAGUCUGGGAGAAGCUAAAUUGGUAGAUCCAUCCAUUCCUACCUACCGGGCUCCUGCCAACUCUAUGGUACUACUGAUUAUCCUCCAGAGAUCUGCCAUUGGAUCCCGAUCUACCUUCUGUCAGCCUCUGUUGUGGUUAUGCUUCUAGAGUAGGCUUUUGAAUUUGGGUAUUAUGCAUAGAUCCUGUAUGUCUCUUGCUAGCAAGAGGUACUGAGCCAGAUAAUUGCUACUGUGUGGCUUCCAAACUUCAGUACCAUAGUCAUGUCUGCAGUAGGAAGAUUAAGCAGUGGAUACGCUUUCAAGUUUUGUUUUGUUUUUUAAAAAAAUUCCAUUCUGUAUAUGUGAUAAACAGUGUGAAUUCUUAGGGAAGUUGUGCCGCUGUAAUAUCAAUCACCAGCGCUACAUAAGUUUUGAUGCCAAGUGUACUCUCUUACGAAUGGGAAGUACAUUCCAUAAAUCCACUAAGUGCCACCAGCUGGGCUUAAUCCUGUGAUUUCCAUGCACCUCAACACACCAAUCAAAAGCUGUUUGGAGGGGUAAGUAAGGCAAUUCAGAGCAUGCACCAGAUCACUACAGAAAUCCAAUAUAAGUAGUUUAUUAAGCAAAUAAGAGAGAGAAAUGAUAUGUUGCAUUAUUUAUUUAUUUAAUAAUAAUAAUAAUAAUAAUAAUAAAAAAAUUUAUUUAUAUCCCACCCUCCCCAGCCGAAGCCGGGCUCAGGGCGGCUAACAACACUAAAAUAGUGCAACAUUAUAAAAAUUAAUUAAAAUCAAAAUUGAUGGCAACCAUAAACUAAAGUUUUGUAAAGAUUGCCAAAGGAGGGAGUCAGGCUGCACCCUGACCAAAGGCCUGGUGGAACAGCUCUGUCUUGCAGGCCCUGCGGAAAGAUGUCAAGUCCUGCAGGGCCCUUGUCUCUUGUGACAGAGCAUUCCACCAGUUGGAGCCGCAGCCAAAAAAGCCCUGGCUCUAGUUGAGGCCAACCUAACCUCUCUGUGGCCUGGGACCUUCAAGAUGUUUUUAUUUGAAGACCGUAAGUUCCUCUGUGGGGCAUACCAGGAGAGGCGGUCCCGUAGGUAUGAGGGUCCUAGGCCGUAUAGGGCUUUGAAGGUUGAAACCAGCACCUUAAACCUGAUCCUGUACUCCACCGGGAGCCAGUGCAGCUGGUAUAGCACCGGAUGAAUGUGAUCUCGCAGCGAAGACCCCGUAAGGAGUCUCGCUGCGGCAUUCUGCACCCGCUGGAGUUUCUGGGUCAGUCUCAAGGGCAGCCCCACGUAGAGUGAGUUACAAUAAUCCAGUCUGGAGGUGACCGUCGCGUGGAUCACAGUGGCUAGGUCAGGGCAAGAGAGGUAAGGAGCCAACUGCUUAGCUUGGCGGAGAUGAAAAAAUGCCGCCCUUGUUAUAGCUGCAAUCUGCGCCUCCAUGGAGAGGGAGGUAUCGAAGAUUACACCCAAACUCUUAACGGAUGGUGCUGGCACUAAUUGCACCCCCACAAGAGAUGGGAGUUGCCCCCCCCAAUCCCAUAUCACCCCGUCCCAGCCAGAGGACCUCUGUCUUCGAAGGAUUUAACUUCAACCGGCUCCCACGUAACCAUCCAGCCACAGCUUCCAAGCAUCUGAUCAGUGUGUCUGGGGCCGAGUCAGGAUGGCCAUCCAUCAACAGAUAGAGUUGGGUGUCAUCAGCAUACUGAUGGCAGCCCAGCCCAAAACUCUAGACAAGCUGGGCGAGGGGGCGCAUAAAGAUGUUAAAAAGCAUCGGGGAGAGUAUCGCACCCUGGGGCACUCAACACACCAAGGAGUGGCGGGAUGACAAUUCCCCCCCAAGCGCUACCCUCUGUCCCCGACCAGAGAGAAACGAGCGCAACCGUUGAAGGACUGUGCCCUGGAUCCCCACGUCGGCAAGGCACAGUCCAGGAGUUCGUGAUCGACCAUGUUGAAGGCUGCUGACAGGUCUAGAAGAAUCAGCAGCCCCGACCCACCUCGAUCCAGCUACCUGCGGAGAUCAUCUGUUAGGGCGACCAGAGCCGUCUUGGUCCCAUGACCAGCGCGGAAGCCGGACUGGAAUGGAUCCAGAGCCAUUCCAUAAAGCAUUAAAAUGGCAGAUCCUAGACCAAAGGAGCCUUUUAAAAGGAUUGUGUGAUCUGCAUGUGACCCAUGAGGUUCUCCGAGUGAACAAAGACAAAUACCAGUGUUGCUUCCAGAUGAUCUUUUUCCAAACGUCGUGCAGACAAAUCAUUCUUCCUGACUGAUUUGCGCAAACCUUUUUCAGGGAGGUUAUGUGGCUAUAUGUUCAAUAGGUCUUACUCCUGUGUAAGUGUGUUUUGGAUUGUGGCCUAAGGCUAACCAAACGGCUGCUUUCAUCAUGACUAGGAAUUUGUUUCGGCAAUCUUCCCUGCAUCUCCAGUUCAGAUGUUACACCGCUUGCAGAACUUGCACAAGCCGUUAUUUAGUGGGAGGCAGGGUGUUACCUGAGCCAACUGUGAAAACAUCUGCAGUGCCUCAUAGUGAGAGAGAGUGAAGAGGGACUUGAAUGAUUUCUCCUUUUGUUUGACUGGGAACUUGAUGCAUCCAGUUGUAUAGAUGAGUAACUGGCUGGGGCUUAAAGAUCUAGGAUCGAUCAUUAUUUCUGUCUCACAGACUUGAGCCACGCUCUGUGUUUUUCGCAAUAGACUGAGCAGGGCACCAUAUGACCUUGGAAGGGUGGCUAAGACCACCAAUUGUGUACAUUUGUGUACAUGUGUGUCUAGUGGGUGUAUGGCUCAAGGUCACUGGGUGACCUUGGGCCAGUCACAGCCUCUCAGCCUAACCCACUUCACAGGGUUGUUGCAAGGACAAAAUGAAGAGGGUAGAACUAUGUACAGUGGUACCUCAGGUUACAUACGCUUCAGGUUACAUACACUUCAGGUUACAGACUCCACUAACCCAGAAAUAGUGCUUCAGGUUAAGAACUUUGCUUCAGGAUGAGAACAGAAAUCGUGCUCCGGCGGCGCAGCGGCAGUGGGAGGCCCCAUUAGCUAAAGUGGUGCUUCAGGUUAAGAGCAGUUUCAGGUUAAGUACGGACCUCCGCAACAAACUAAGUACUUAACCCGAGGUACCACUGUAUACCACUUUGAGCUCCUUGGAGGAACGGUGGGAUAUAAAUGUCAUCGUCAACAUCAUCAUCGUAAUUUUAUUAUUUGUACCCCACCCAUCUGACUGGGUUCUCUCAGCCACUCUGGGCAGCUUCCAACAGUAAAAGCAUCAAACGUUAAAAACUUCCCUAUACAGGGCUGCCUUCAGAUAUCUUCUAAAUGUCAUAUACCGUAUAUACUUGAGUAUAAGCCGACCCGAGUAUAAGCCGAGGCAUCUCAUUUUACCACAAAAAACUGGGAAAACUUAUUGACUCGAGUAUAAGCCGGUUCACCACACCACAAACCUGGUGGUGGCGGCAGUGGCAGAGGAAGAACAAGCAGCCCCAAAGGGCUGCUUUCAGGCUGCUUGUUCCUCCGCUGCCGCCACUGACAGAGGCAAAAGCGGAAGAGGAGGAAGGAGCAGCCUGAAAGGACCCUUACUCAAGUAUAAGGCAAGGGGGGCUUUUCAGCAUAAAAAAUGUGCUGAAAAAGUUGGCUUAUUCUUGAGUAUAUACGUUAGCUGUUUAUCUCCUUGGCAUCUGAUGGGAGGGCAUUCCACAGGGUGGAUGCCACUACCGAGAAGGCCCUCUGCCUGGUUCCCUGUAACUUCAUGUCUUUCAGUGAGGAAAACCACCAGAACGGCCCUCGGAGCUGGACCUCAGUGUCCAGGCUGAACAAUGGGGGUGGAAAUGCUCCUUCAGGGGGCUGAGACAGGUCAGCUUCAUAGCCCAGGGCAGAAGCACAUUUAGGGCAGUGUGACCAGUUCCCCCGCACUAGGCACCAAGCUGCGGAGGGCACCUCAGGGCACCACAACUUUGAUGUUGUGCACAUGCAGAACAGAAGCUGAGUGCCAGGGAGUGCCAAAUUUAGGCCUUGCGCAGGAUGCUGCUGCAGUUUGAAAGACCAAAGUCCGUCCCUGCCCAGGGUGGGGUUUUCCCUUCUCCCAUUGCACCAUUUCCAUAGAACUGGGGAGUGAGUCACACUGCCGCACCGCACAACAUGGAAUUCUGGGAUACUCCAUCAACUUUGAUGCUAUCUGUCUCUUCGAAGCCAUGCAGCAGCAGGAGUAAUUAGAAUCUACAACUGUGAGCUCACUACCUUCCUCAUCUCCUCCUUUUCUUUUUCUUUUCCCUGACUGCAUCCUUGCCCUCUUUGAAAUUCUUCCUCUAGAGACCCAAACUGGGGAAGGGGGAAUUCUAAUUGAUAUUUGCAGAUUGACAGUCUCUCAUUUUUUGACUCUACCACAUUUCCCAUUCUGUAUGCAGAUACAGUGGUACCUCAGGUUACAUACGCUUCAGGUUACAUACUCCGCUAACCCAGAAAUAGUGCUUCAGGUUAAGAACUUUGCUUCAGGUUGAGAACAGAAUUCGUGCUCCGGCAGCAGCAGCAGGAGGCCCCAUUAGCUAAAGUGGUGCUUCAGGUUAAGAACAGUUAAGAACAUUCCGGAAUGAAUUCAGUACUUAACCCGAGGGACCACUGUACAUUUAGCUGCACAGGAUGCUAAAGUACUGAACUUGGCAGGUUUAUGUGUAGUAGGAUUCCCUCAAGAUGUUGCACAUUUCAGUGGGAAUUUUGCAGACGGGGACAUCUUGGGGGAAGGUGCCCAGUGAACCAGGCCCCCUAUCUAUACAUUCUGCCCCCCCAUUAAUGGCUCUUAAAAUCUUCUGCCUAAGUUAGCUGUGAUGUGCUGGUAAGCGAUGCAAAUGUGGUUAGCCUCUUAGACCUCUAGCUAGCAUGUGUUGUUGGUGCUCUGUGUUAAGUGCAAUUGCAGAUUUGGCACAGGGAAUUCCUCAAACACGACCCACUUAGCUGCAUCUGGUAGUCACCUUUAGUAUGGUGGCGUUCAUGUUACUUGACUGGCUACUCCUAAACGUCAUAAAGCGUUAUUUAUUUGAGUUGUAUUUCCUUGUCCUUCCGCCCAAGGCAUCAGACACAGCAAUGAUGAAACAUUAAAAACACAGCAACUAAAAGCAUUUUUAAAGGUUCUGUUUUAAAAGUUUUUUCCCCCUGUAAAACAAUUAAAAACAUUUUCAGCCAAUGAUUUCAGGGUUGCCAGGAGCAGUGUCUUUCAGCCAUCAAAUGGCUGGGGAAACAGGAAUAUUUUUUAAUUUCUCCUGAAAAUGAGCACUGAGGGAGAUAGAUACGCCUCAGUAGGGACAGCAGACUACAAAUGGGGAGAAGCCACUGAAAAUAUAACCAGCAACCAGGCAGCCCCCAGUGGCUGACUAUUAACAAGACUUCACUUGCCUAUCAUAGGAUCCAAGAUGGUUGUUACUGGGGAAGGUGCUAUUUUAGGUGCCAUUUAGAGUUAAGAUGCUAGUACUGUUGUCUUUGUCCAUGGAGUUUUCUUGGCAGGGAUACUGGAGUGGCUUGCCGGUUCCUACUCCAGGUAGAUCACGUUUGGUCAAAACUCUCCACUAUGACCUGUCCGUCUUGGGUGGCCCUGCAUGGCAUAGCUUAUAGCGUGCUCUGGUCCACGGGGUCACGAAGUGUCGGACACGACUAAACAACAACAUGCUAGUACUAACACCUUGAGUUGGGCCUGAUAGCUCAGUGGCUGCCAGUGGAGUGUUUUCAAGACCAGUGACGCAUGGUCCAAUCUGACAGACCGCACUGGCAGCUACAAGGGCAGCUCCACAUACAGUUCAUUGCAGUAGUCCAGAUGGGAGGUCACCAAAGCAUGGGCAUCUGAAGCCAGGCUAUCCCAAUAGGGGUGUGGCCAUUGCUAGUGAACCAGCCUAAGCUGGGCAUAAGCACUUACUGUAUAGCACACAUAAGCCACCAGAGUAUACUCCCAGAACAUGAACCUGUCCUUCAAAAGGAACGUAAGCUCUCCCAGGGCAGGUAAUACACCUAAUUACCAGAAAUGGAAACGACUGUGGCCUUCUCCUUGUUCACCACAAGUAAUGGCCUGAACAGAUGUACAGUGGUACCUCAGGUUAAGAACUUUGCUUCAGGAUGAGAACAGAAAUUGUGCAGCAGUGGCAGCAGGAGGCCCCAUUAGCUAAAGUGGUGCUUCAGGUUAAGAACAGUUUCAGGUUAAGAACAGACGUCCAGAACGAAUUAAGUUCUUAACCUGAGGUACCACUGUAUCUGCAAAGCAAAAUGGUCCUCGUGUGAGAGAGCCCAGGGAAUCUCCUAGCUUUCCCCACUUCGAACUGUAGUUUCCCCGUCACUCCUCUUUUUAAUUUAGGUUUGUUACCAUUCACAUGGCAGUACAAUUCACUCUGGCUCAAGUACACUCUCGCCGCUGGUAUUUGAAAUCAUGUGCGGAGGAUAACCUUGGCCACGAACCAUAUCUAUCCUGCAGUUUCUUGAGAAAUGCUGCUCUUUGAUCCAGUUCUCCUCAAAGCAGCUUCUCUCCGGUUUGAAAACGUAAGCCGUGCUCACUUUGCGGUUAAGCCGAGGUGUGUGCAUCUGAGGCAGCCGUUGCGCAUGCGCCAAAUGGCAGCCCAUCGGCAGAUAACAGCUUCAUGAACAGGAGUCUGAGUGGGGCUGCAGGCACAGGGAACCCAAACAGGCAAUUAGUACCUGGUGAAGACAUUUCCACCUCCUCUCUGGUGUGUACAUAGGGAUGCAAAUAUGACUUGAAACACAGCAUGCAGGUGAUGGAAUGACCUUGUGAUUUAUGCUGCUAAUGCGUCCAUAGCCUCGAAGUGACUUUUAAGAAAUGAUUUAAGAAUGCACUUAGACUAGAAGCAUUCUUUCUUUAGAAAAAGCAGCCCUGAGCUCCUAGUCUGUAUCAAGAAGGGCUUUAACCCUUUGCAUUUUGUUUUUCCACUGAAAAUCUCCCCAGAAUUUGCUCUUUGCCCCUAUUCCCCCCCACACUUGAGCCCAUUCAGAGGAGCAGUUGCAGUGGGAAAUGGCAGAGGGGGAUUAUUAAAGCUCCCCCUCCAGCCUGCUAUGGUCCCAAUCCAUGCUAGAAUCCAGCUGCUUUUUGCAGAUCAAGGUAUAUGGUCAGUCUAAAUGUGCUUAAUAGUCUUGUCUAGUUUGACACUACUGAGAUAGUGAUUUGAGCAAGCCUACAUAGUGAAGGUGUCACAGUCCAGUCUACAGGCGAUCGAAGUCCCAGCUGAGGACAUUGGGACCGGGGGCAAGAUGGUGGGGUGGGAGUAGGAACGAGAGUCCAGAAGCCAGGGAUCCGAGGGUCAGGAAGCAGGGAGUCAUGAAGUCAAGGGUCUGAGGGUCGAGAAGCAAGGAGUCAAGAAGCCGAGGUCCGAGGAUCAGGAAGCAUGAAGCCAAACGCAGUGAGGCAGGAAAUGUGUUGCUGUGGCAAAGAGCCAAAGGAAAAUGCUGACCUUAUAUCCCUUCCGGCUCUAGCCACCAGGUGCAGUGACUUACGAAGCAGCCUCACCUGUGCGGCCGCGCCUUGCCUCUCCAGAACAAAGGAAGGCCCCAGUCCUGCGAAACCCUACUGGUCACAGGACCCGGCUCCUGCACACACUCCUGACAUAAGAUGCUCUUUGUUUACAUUUUACAUUACAUUAAAAAAAUAUUUUGGAACACUAAUGUGAAUAUGGCAAACAUUGCUUGGGAAAACAUUCUUAGUCGGGAUCUGGAACUGACUGGGCUUCCCUGCUGAAAUUACACUUGGUGGCAAAUAUGGAUUUGUUGCUAUAUAAUAAACAAAUGAGGCCUGCAACUAAAUGUUGCAGCGUGGAGCAUUUCAUCCAGGGUUGUAGCCAGCCAUGACCACUUCCAGGAUGUUCUAUUUAAUAUCCCCUGCCCUGGUUUUUUUUGGGUAUUCCUUCCAACUGUUGGAUAGCAUUCUGUGGCUGCUGAGUCAUUGGACUGUUUUGGAAGCUAUUUUCCCUGAAUAUUUGUUUGUUUUUCACAAACCUUGGGGUUUCCCUACACCAGCUGAUACUUUUCUCUUGUGCAUAGAAAGAAAUUGGACGUUGAGCUAUUUUUGAGUGAGGAAAAUAGGCAAAAAUGACACUGCCGACAAGGGCUGCCAUGCGGCUGGAUUUCCCCAGAUAAUUCGCUGAUUUCUGCCCAGACACAGCUUGUUGAAGUUGUAGUUAAGAAAUAUUAGGUUCCUCACUCCUGGAAUACAAAGUGGUCUAGCUAUAAGGGAAGGUGAACUUGGACCUCCUCUACUUAUGAUUGCACUGUUAGGAUUGUUAUUUUCUGGCAGGGCUGCUUUAUGCCACACAGAAAUUCAGCAACUGAAGCUUUUCCCAGCAUGACAAUGCAGUGAUGGCAAAACCUUCACUUGUGAAAACCUGAGGAACAGGCAAUAAAUAUGAAAUAAAGUUCUGUUUUAUGGAGAGCUGCCGUUCUCGAAAUGGGAACGGGUGGAGGGCCUCUGGAAGAAAUGGGUUUAAACAAAUGUUCCAUGUUUCUUUAUAGAACUAAGCAUCUCUAUUCUACGGAGAAAAAAAUGUUCAGAAACGAUAUGAAUUUCCUGGCAUCCAUAAACACCCAUAAAUAAAAAGAUAGUUUGGCUUUUCUGUAGCUGUUUCACCCUUAGUGUGUUGGAUAUCACAAUGGUUUGUGGACUCUUCAAGCACCUCUUAGUUUUUCUUAGCUUUGCUUGGCAGGCCUCAGAUCUUUAUUUUCUUCUCCAUAAGAGUGGGAGGAAACAGACGGUGCGUUUUUAUGCUUUGUAAAGUACUCAGCAAACCCUCUUCCCUUCGAUGGGACAAGGCAAGAGUUGUGCCAUCACAGCUAAGUCGGCUGAAGAUCAGAUGGUAUAAUUACUGUUAUCUGCCUUGCAGAAGCCGACGAUUAAAGGGUCUUCUCUAAGAAAGGCUUUUGAAGAAAAAGAGAAUAAGCUAUAUUUAAAUCUCUUCCCCACCCCAUACCCUCACCACAACAACCUCUACCACAGUGUUGUUUUUUAAAAAAGAACCUAACGUGUCUACGCUACGCUCCAGACGUCCUUUUUAUUGUGCAUUCAUGAUGAUUUGCACUCAUGAUGGUAGCAGUUAUAUACUAUCCAGUUUUCAAUAGUGUUUGCGCAUGCACAUGUUUCAGGGCAGAUACGACGCUUUGUUUCCGAUUGAUGCCAUGCCCCAUAGCUUUCUGCUGAAAUCCUAUAACUUUUCAAACCACAAAUGUUCCCAGGUUGCAUUGAGGGGUAGGUUGUUCCACUUUUGUUGCAAGCGUGCCCCCUCCAGGCAGCAAGAACGUGGGGAAGCGUCACAUAACAACUAAUAAAGCAGGAUGGUGUGUGGAAGGUGUAGUAUUAAUCCACCACAAAUGCACUAUUAUUGUGUCAAUGACAUGUUGCAAAACAAACAUAAACCAGUCAGGAAGGGCCAGGCUUCUGGGAUCUCUGAGGUUUCUCAGAAAAGGGUCAGGGGGUUCUCAGUGAAAGGAUCAUGUGAUCCAUUUGGGAUCCCACUUGCAGGGAACAAUGUUCUAAAGCAUUUUAGAGAAGUCAUCUUUCACAAUAAAUUCUGCCAUAGCUUUGUUGUCAAAAAAUUGUUCCCCUGGGAUUUUGGGGGGAUUUCCCAAUAAAUACUGGUUUGCAUCCCGCCUCCUUGGUUUUACCCAGCACCAGCUAACCAGUAUGAAAUGGGGGGAGUUGGGGCUUAUCUACACUUAACUUUCCUACACUCUUUCUUGGCACGGUCUGUGAUUUAAAGCUCUGUGUCCGAGCACCUGCACAAUUUUCUUUUGCUCCAGAGCUUUCCCUGUGAAAAUUCACUCUUGAAUGCUCAUUUGGAGCAAAUGUCAAUCCACGAAAAACCUGAAUUGAUGUUUGCUCCGAUUCAGCUUUAAAGAGCAUGUUUCUGCUGGGGAAACUUGGGGGUGGGGACACGCUUGGACACAGAGCAUCAAAGCACAGACCUCUGCCUGGAAGGAGCAGGGCGAAGCUUAAGUGUGGAUAAAGUCCUCAGAAGGAGUAGGUGUUGGGGAGAAUUUCGUUUCAGUUUGCAUGUAAAUGUGAACCUUCCUAACUCAGACUUUUUUUGGAAACAAUGUGCAAACACAGCGUACACUUGGGUAAAGUGAAGAUACCUAUAUUAGUGAAGAUAGCCUACAAAAAUGCACUGUAUUGGGGAAGCCAGUUUGCAAAAAAAGUCUAUGUGCCAGCAAUAAAUCACAUGGAGUAAAAGAAGUUAACUUUUUGUUAGAUGAAACAGGAUCUGCUCAGGAAUGCCAGGCCUAGUGUGCAGCUCUUCAUCGCUAGGUCUUGCCCCUAUGAGGCAGUUACAGAGACUGACGGCCCCUGCCUUCCCAUAGCUGCCAAAGUCUCCUUCUCCCCUGGGUCCUUCCUAAGCAAUCUGAGACUAUGCUGCUGCAUCCGUUUUCUUGUUCCUCUUGCUUCAUACUUCUUCUGGUCCUGGGAGACGUGGGGGGAGGGGAGCAUGCCACAGCCAGCAGCUUCCCCCGCCUGACUCAUCUCUGCCUCUUGGCCUCCCUCAUCCCACUUUCCUGCUUCAGCUUCUGCCUCCAGUUCUGGACUUCUCUCUGCCACAGACUCUCCCUGCUCACUAAACCCUGUUACCUCUUCAACUUCUGACACCUCCUCCUCCCAGUCUUCUCCCUCUUACCGCUCGUUGUCGUCCCCAAGAUUUGAGCCUUCUUCCUUCCCUUGGUGGUUCUCCCGCUUGUGCUUCCCACCAUUCUUCUGCAUCCAGCUAGUCCACGACAGUACGUUAGGCAGAACUGCAUAGAAAAAUGAGUAUAUUGGGAUAAAUCCACACUAAAAUGCUGGCAAAUUCUCAUAAGAACUUGGAAAACCAGCAAACUGGUGUGGAAAUGCGGAGAACUGAAGAUGGGGAAAAUGAGAAACCAAGAAACCAAAAUUGCCUGUCCCUUAGAGGGAGGGUUACGCUUUCUGUGCUGUUGUUUGCUGUUGUCUCACAACCAUUUCUUUCUCUUCCUCCUUCUUUCCUGUCCAGGUGUGUCUGAGAACUUACCCACCGAGGAGUUCUGCAAUGCUCACAGCCGUCUGUGGUUCUCUUGGCAACCAGUGUUCUGAGACACCCCGUUCCUCUCCAACCCACGUAGAGCUGCAGCCUCUGCAGACCUUCCAGCCCCACACCAGCCCGGAUAGCGGGGGAGAUUUCCCGUCCCCUCUGCAACCCACGGAGCUCCAGCACCUGCCUUUGGCUGGGCCCGACACGGAGUAUUCGGGCAAUGCUGGUUACGAGCUGCAUGGGGCUUCAAGGUUAGACCUGGACGGCGAAAGCCAGCUGGCCCCUGGCCCGUACUCUAAGCUCCUACAGGCAGCACCAGAUAUGGCUCACCACUAUGAACCUUGGUUCAGGCCUACCCAUCCUAGUAGUGGCGCUGACGAUGGUGGCAUCAAUCCAUGGUGGGAUCUCCAUGCCGGAUCCAGCUGGAUGGAGCUUCAGAGUGGUCUCCAGCCGCCGGGCCACACAGGCGGACUUCAGCCAGGGCUGGGUGGCUAUGGCACUGCAGAACAUCAGCUCUGUGGCCCGCCUCACCACCUGUUGCCUUCAGGGCCACACCUCAUGGGCCAGGAAGUGAUCAAGUCCGUGGAUUCUACUCAGGAGCCCCACCCAAUGGAGCAGGCUGGGGAUGGUAGCGGUAGGCCAAAGAGCUCAAGGCGCUCCGUGACCCGCAGUUCUGGCCAAACCGCCUGCCGGUGCCCUAAUUGCCAGGAGGCCGAAAGGGUGGGCCAGUGCCCUGACAACUCCAAGAAGAAGCACCUCCACAACUGCCACAUCCCUGGCUGUGGCAAGGCCUAUGCCAAGACAUCCCACCUGAAGGCCCACCUGAGGUGGCACAGCGGCGACCGCCCCUUUGUCUGCAAUUGGCUGUUUUGUGGGAAGCGCUUCACCCGCUCUGAUGAGCUGCAGAGGCACCUUCAGACCCACACAGGAACCAAAAAGUUCACCUGCCCUGUUUGCAACCGGGUCUUCAUGAGAAGUGACCACUUGAGCAAGCACAUGAAGACACAUGAAGGUGCUAAGGAGGAAGGAGAAGGAGAGGCCAAAGCUGGGACAGAGCCUCCCGCAAAAGUCAAACGGGAACCUGACGGAAGCUCUUCGAGUGCGGCUUCCCAACCCAACUGAGCCUUUCUUCCUCGCCAUCUCUCCAUCAUGGUGCCUCCUGGCCUACUGACUUGUCCUCCUUGCUCAAGGCUCUGGGAUCACACGACACCCUCUAAGCCUGAACCUUAUCCUGUCCUUGGAAGGAGAAGUUAUUUAUUCCCUAGGAGGAAAGGACGAUGUUGGGACACACUGGGAAGGGCCACACCCUUGAGCAGCUUUCGGCUGGGUGUGUUGAGUGUGUGUUUGGGGAGUAUGGGAGGGAUAUUUUUGAAGGAUGGUCUUUGAGGUGGGUUGGGCUAAGUGGAAUCUUCUGGGCAGAUACAAAUGGAGGGAUAUGGGCCUUACUUGUCUCCAUCUUGAAUGAUGGAUUUCUUGUCGCUAAUAUACACAGAGAACACACAAGUGUGUUAACAGUUAUGGUGGAACGACAUUCUUCAGUUUAAGCUUGUAGAGAUUUAGGGGGUUGGAUCUGCUAUUCAACUCCCGCCCAUCCCAGGUCUCUGAUUUAGUAGGUAAUGAGGCUACCCUAGUUUUGUAGGCAAAAUAGCUACCACACCUCCAUUGGAUUUUUAUUUUUUUUGGAAGGAUAAUGGGCAGAAUUGUUGGCUUGUGUCUUAGAUUGCUACCUUGCUCUGUCCCCGGAGCCUCUAAGGCCCUCAACCUUAUCCUUAACUAUGGAUGUUUUCACAAGUGGCUCUGAAAGUACAUUUUAGUUCCCCUUCUGGUACUUUAUAGCCCUUGUAACCUAAUAAAUCAUGCACUACAGAUUUAUUUUAAAAUUUUCUUAAGGACCAGGCUGAAAUGUGAGUUUAUACACAUAUUCAGCACUUUCUUUAAGUCACCUGUGAAAGGAUACAAUCUCCAAAACUGUGUUUAUACCCUUAACUAGCUUCCAGGCUCUCUCCCAAUAGACAUUCCUGAUCUUAAAACGAUAGGAGCAGGAGACUGCUCCUGUAAUGUGAAUCUUCGUAACGUGUUUGUAACAUCACAGGAGUAUGACAGAUAUUUAAAAAUCAUCUAUGAUUUUCAACUCUUAAGGAGUUGCAAAAUCCAAAUUGAACGCAGACAUAACAGCUGCUUCUAUACUAGCUGUUUAGUGUGGAAUAAUGCCCUGUUCAUUCACAUUUGGGGUGUGUGUGUGUGUAUGUGUGUCCAAUACAGCAUUGUUAUCCAUUUAUAAUCUUCCCUGUGUUUCUUCUGUCUUUUCUUACCGUAGAAAAUCUAUCAUUUUCUUAGAAGGACAGAAGACUGUAGAUGCCCUUAGCAUUACCCUUCCAUCUUUUUUAGAAGUGUUGUGUCGACAUGGACAGUGAUGUAUCCAGCAGGUGAACGAGUCCGGGUUUUAUAACCCUUUUUAAUUGAGCUGUUAAUUAGUGAAUAUAUAUAUAUAUAUUAUUUAACUUUUAAAAAAUGAGCCAAAUGCUGCUUAAAUUAAAGUGCCAUAGCACUAUAAGACUCUCAUGCUAAUAAAAAAUACUAAGAAGAAAGCUGUUUCAAGUCACUGCCAUUUUAGAAGUGCACAUCCUCCCUCCUAAUUAAAUACUUCCAAGCUACAUUUCUGAUCCAGUUUUUUAAAAAUAUUAAAAUAUUAGUGAAAUACUGCUUAAAAUAGUGUGUUGCAGUGCUGUAACACUAUAUUGCUAAUUUUUAAAAAGAGGGGGAAACCUUUCUGGUCAUUGCCAUUUUAGGAAAGUGGCUUACCUGAUGAACAUACAGAAAAAGUUCAAUGUCCUCAGGACCACGGAAAAUCUAUUGCAAUUCUGCUUGUAGCUUACAGUGGAAGAGCAAUGAGUUAUUAGUGCUAGGCACCUCCAGAAGCAGUCACACAGUUAAUUCUAUGGAGCUACAUUGCUGUCCUGUUCAACAAUAAGGAAGUUUCUAGCCCUCAUUGUUGUAAAGCAGAGCUUAAAAGCAUCUCAGUGGCGCAUACCAAGAGCACUGUGGGAGUACUGAAAAGCUAAACUAUACCCACAUUGUUGUUUGUGCAGAGGAAUCGUCCUUAGGUGGGAAGGAGGUGUAGGAAGAACACACAUAAUGGCCUUGUUUACAUGUAAUACUAAGCUAAAGAAUGGCUAAGCACAGAUGAGCAGUUGUGCUGGUGCAGAGUUAGAAAAUCACAAUGUUGUGCUCCUCCCCUGCUUCUGCUGUGCUACUGGGAGUUAAGCCAUGGUUUGGCUAGUUGUUACAUGCGAACACAAGUACAUGGUUUGUCUCCCUAAACAAACCACACACAGUAAACAUUGGUUACAGCUUGUGAGUUGUUUGGAGAGGAGGGAAGAAAAGCUCAUUCAUGCUAAGCCAUAGUUUGUCUUACUGUGGUGUGAAAACCAGGCCAAUGAGCAUAUUACUACACUAUCGUGUACUUGCUGUCUGAACAUGGAUUGCAUUGGGUGCAUUAGUGGCAUGGCUCUUUCCCUUCACUCAGCUCAAAAUUCUCAAGUGGUUUGAAAACAGAAAUUUUGGGUAAGAAAUUAUGCCUCAAUCACUGAUGCACAGAACUUACCUGUGAUAAAAAAAACUCAUGUCUUAAAAUUAUCCCUGUAGUGAAGCAUAUGUAUCUGACUAUAGGUGAGCUCUCUCUGUAGAUGUUUCAGACACAACAUUUUUAGCUGUGUUUCAGGAGUGCAUCAUAUUAUUGCAUUUGUAAUCCCUGUUAAAAAAAAUACCACACACACCAGACCUAAAAUGUUGCACAGUGAAGCAAUUGUAUGCAUUUCCGCUUUGUUUGUUAAAAUAGCAGUAUGUAGGGUUCCUACUCACAAGGAACAAUUUGAAGGAAAGGGUUCAAAUUCAAAAUACACAAUUAAUUGUAUUUCUAUUUGUACCAAAUGGGAGGUGUUCCAAGAUUCUUUUAUCUGCAGCACAAAAUGUAUUGCGUUCUUUGUCUACAUCCUUAGCCCACUGUGGCACCUGCUACGCUAAUCUCUCAGUCACUACACAAAUUUCAGUGAAAUGCAGUUUUGCAAAAACAUUAAAUUUGAUGGAUGGGAUUUUUAAAACCC
This is a messenger RNA of Podarcis lilfordi (Lilford's wall lizard), 83434 nucleotides long. NCBI's taxonomy places the organism in Eukaryota, Metazoa, Chordata, Lepidosauria, Squamata, Lacertidae. The record is from the annotation of a GenBank genome assembly.